AUGGACGCCGGAAAUGACGCCACGCGCGCGGCGUAAACAGUUCUCCGAGACCCUGGUAACGGAGCGUUGGCCUCUUGUGGCCAAAGAGCGCCGAGCGGGCAGCGUCGGCUUCGGUAGCAACAGUCGGCGUCGCUCGCUUGGAGGGGGGGGGCUUUGCCCGCUUGUCUUCGAGGCGAGCUGCGGCGGGAGGGGAAGAGGAGCCCCCCCCCCCGUGCGAGAGAAACGGCGGGGGCGCUCCGCUCGGGCUCCCCCUCCCCUCGCGGGACCCGGGAAAGGGUCCCGCGGGGAGCGCCGCUCCCAGAACGGGAGGAGGAAAGGCGCCGCUGUGAGGGGUUGACGGGGACGGAGAGCACGAGACGCGCGCUCCCCCCCGUCCUCGCUCGUUUAUCCGUUGCCCCAGGGGGGGAGGUUUAAAAAGGAAACGGCAGCAGGAAUCUCUGAGGAGCCCGCAGGGGGCGGCUUGUGGUUACCUCAGGAGAUCCUUCCCCGACCGCCCCAUCCUUUCCUCCCUCACCUGAACUGAAGGGCAAGGAGCGGGGAGUCUGUGGGUCCCUCACCCGCCUCCCCUCCCCACGAAGGAAAAUGGUGCAGAAGGAGCCAGAGUGGCAAAUAAGGCCGGGAGGGGGACGAGGGGAGACGCUGUGAGUGAGAGGAGGUAGCAGCGGGGACUGGAGGGGGGGAGGUGAAGAGGUAGUUUGACCUGCCCCCCCUCGCCUUUUCCCCCUCACCCCCCGCCGUCCUGUUUGCCACCAGCAUUAGCUGCUUUCCAUCUCUAUCCUUGUCUUUUUCCUCCGCCUGCAACCUCAACAACCCCCCCUCCUCCCCCACCCCUAUUUUCGUGUCACCCUCGCCCUUCUCCUCCCGGCGCUUGGCAGAGCGGUUGGCAGGGUUUCUUUGCUGUGGAAGAUGGCGACACCAGGGAUGAGCUGGCAGCAGCACUACUACAGCGGCAGCUCCUCGGGGAGCGCUGGAAAAUUCACCACCUCCACUUCUUCCUCGGCCGCCUCCUCCCAGCUCGGCAUGGAAUAUAAUCAGGAUCUCCAUCUCAAAAUGAGCAAGAAAAUAGCGCAGCUCACCAAGGUAGGAGGGAGCCCUCCAUCCUCUAAGCAUCUCUCCCCCCUCCCAAUUUGGUAGAGCAUUUGUUUGUUCUUUUCUUGCUCCCAUUUUUUUUUAAUUAUAAUUUUUCUGAACCUUAAAAAGUGUGUUUACAAGCCUGCAUUGGAGAGAGUAAAGUCUCAGUUGUGCUGUCCACUUAAAUCUGACAAAAUUUCUUAUAAGAGAGGGCUGCAUUAAUUUUACAAUAGCUGUUGUGUCAGUUAUUGCAGAGAGUACCUUGAUAGGUGAUAAGGUUGUGUCUAGUGUUGCACUUAUUUCUCUAUAUCCACUUAAUAGAAGAACCAUUCUAAUAGCAAUACUAAUAUUUAUCAUUGUCCCUCUUUAAGCAUAAAAGUUGCAUCUGUUCAUAGGGUAGCAUUUGUGUGGAACAAGGGCUACAAUCCUAUGCACAGUCACUUGCUAGUCAACCCUGUUGAACACAGUAGGAUUUACUUAUGAGUAAACAUGCAUAGGCUCAGGCUGCAUGUUUUGUCUUAUGUUUGGAAUCCAGUUACGUAUCAUCUCAUGUGUUUAAAUUGCUGUCUUGUUAUAGCUCUCUGGCUUUAAUAUUGGUGCUUUCAUUUAUGCAAGUAGUAAGGUUUUUUUAGCUCCUAUUGUAUAAUUCUUUUUGCAUAAUAAUUCCACAGAAUGAAUCACUCUAGAAUAAUUUUAAUGGUGAUUUAGAUUGUUGUCAACUUUCUUAAAGCCUACCUGUUUAAUUUUAAGCUUUUCAUUCCUCAUAGCAGUUUACAAAAGGUAAAGCAUAACGAAAUACAAAAGAAAGAUCCAACAAAAAAGAAAAGUAGCAGUAUUGUACAGCAAAAAACUGUGAACACAGCAAUUAUUAGAUCUCAAGGGCGAACUGAAACUAAAAGUGUUUACCUCCCUUCAGAAAGCCAGCAGGGAGGAUGCUAAUUAACUUUUCUUAGGAGAGUUACAUAGUAUCAGGGCUGCUACAAAAAAGACAGGGCUCCUGGUGGAGGCUAAAAUAGUCUGCCUUUUAGAUGGAUGCCAGAGCAGGGCCUCUUUAGAAGAUCCAAGUAAUGUACUAUAGCAUUGGCAUGUGAGAUACAACUGGUGAGAGAACCAGAAUUCCAGACUGCUUGUUCUUGUGCACUUUUCUGGCAUAUUUUAGUAAAUAUCUUACAAAAAUAUGUUGGCCAUCCACACCUUUCCUUCUCAAGUUGACUGGCAUAGAAAAUGGGUCCACAGUCCUACUCUGGAGCUGGUGCUCCAGGCUGGAAUCAGAUCUGAUGCUGUAAUGUGAUUCCGAGCUGAUUCAGCCCCUCUACAUCCCUGUAAAUGCUCUAUUUGGGAGAGUUUAUGCAUAGUUCCACCAGCUUUUUCUGCUUGCCCAUGUUUGAUGUACUAAAGCUUGCUUCCUGGAAUAAUGUAAUGUAAGGUCAGUGCCUAUAAACCUUUAGCAUGGAAGCGUAGUAAGUUCGGGAAAGAAAAACAAAGAUAUAGAUAUUUCUUUGUACAGUACUCUAAAGCCAGGAACAGUGUUCUUUAACCUUAUUUAAGGAUGGCUAUUUAAUGAAGUGCAAAACUUUAUCCCAAGGAAAAAGAAGGCUCAGGCUAUCCAGCCUAAACUGGUAGAUUUGGGGUUGAAUUAAGGUGUAUGUUUAUCAGCCUAUGUAAAUGUAUACAGUUGUAGUGCUGUACUCUUUGUUCAAAACAUUGUGGCAAGUUUGUUUUAUGAUAAUAAAUCUGUGGAUGAUUUGGUGGUGUUGGGCAAUUGUGUUUUGAAAAAGUGGGAGACGGAUGAUAAUUUAGAGUAAUAAUAAUAUCUGUACUAAAAGGGGUAUGUUAAGUUUUAUGUAUAUGUGAAAGAAAAUAUUUUAUGCUAAUGUAACAAAUGCUUAUAUUAAUUCCAAUGAGAGUUGGUCGCUUUGGAGUCUCUUUAUAUUUGUAUGUAUUUUUAAUGUAUAUCUUGCUUUUUAUACAUCUUGAAUUGGCUUACAAAGAUAAAAAAUGCAGGAGAAAUUCAAUAUCAUACUUUUCCAGGCUUUCUGUCAACACAAACAUUAUUGUUUGCCCAACGGAAAGAUCUUUCCUCUCCUCCCUCUGUGUGCUAUGCUGGGGGUUCUCCUAAACUCCCAGAGCCAGUUUGAAGUGCAUGAGAGAGCAGAGGGAAGCCCCACUGCAUUAGCAGAAGUCCUUGCACAGGCUUCCACUAGCGGGACCAGUUAGUUGAAUCUGACCUACAAUGUACAUAAUUUAAAACAUCACAAAAUAAGAACAUUAGAGCAGUACUCAUAAGAAGAAAGGGGUCUCAGAUGAGAGCAGAAAACUUGCUCAUUACAAAAAUGCUUUGAAGACAAGUUACUUGUUAACAGUCUGACUUUAACCUCCAUUGAUUUAGAUUGGAGAAGUGUAAUGGAGGAUAGGUCUGUCAGUGACAAUAUUAAACAUUCAAAUUUGGAAGUAAUAUGCCUCAGAAUAGCAGUUGCUAUGGAACAACAGUAGGAGAGACCUAUGUGCUCCAAACCUCUUUCUGUAUUUCCAUGAGACACAUGGUUGGCCACUGUGGGAUGUUGGAUAUGAUGAACCUUUGUAUGAUACAGCAGGCUCUUGUGUUAAAAUACAAUAAAGUGUAUAGAAGGCCACUAACCUUGUAACUUCAUCUCCAUGCCAUUUGAGGAAACUUGGAUGUUCUAAGUUACUAAAAAUGCACAAUAUACAGACUGUGUGUCACAAAGGGGAGUCUGAUGUGACCUGUGGGUAUAUGGAAUAGUUAUUUUGUAUAGAGUUACAGCAAAAAGGUACAGUGGUACCUCUGGAUGCGAACGGGAUCCGUUCCGGAGCCCCGUUCGCAUCCUGAAGCAAACCUGCACAGGUGUGAUUUGCCGUUUCCACGCAUGCGCGUGACGUCAUUUUGAGCAUCUGUGCAAGCGGUGAAACCCGGAAGUAACACGCUCCGUUACUUCCGGGUCGCCGUGGAGCACAACCCAAAAACGCUUAACCCAAAGCUACUUCAACUCGAGGUAUGACUGUACUUGGGCUCUGUAGGAAGUUCCUUUCUUCUUUGCUAAAUGCAGUGUAGACAAGUUAGAGCUACAACAAAAUGUUGCAUACUGCUGUUGUUCAGUAUACCUUAUUCGGGUCCUCUCCCCAUCCCCCAUUCAGCAUUCUGUGUGUACUGAACAUGUUCAGUCCUCAUUUGACUUUUUUUGGGGUUCUCUGCCUUUUGUGUGUGUUAGUAACAAUUUUUGUGUUACUAGGUCUGCUCAUGCCUUCCUUUUGUAUGGUUUUAGCUGCAGAUGUGAUGGCAUUCAGAUGAUUUAACUGAAAAUAGAAGGACUGAGUGAGAUGCCACAAUAAAAUGUUAAUUAUGUGUGGGAUGUUGUGUCCUCUUGCUUCUUCCCCAUUGAACAUUUCACUACUUUUGAGUUUUUGUUCCUUCAAAGCUUCAACUUAGCUAGGUAGUAGUCCUCAGCUUUAUUUAUAUAUUUAUUUAUUUAUUGUAUCAAAUUAUAGACUGCUUAAUAUCUGAAAGAUCUCAAAGUGGUUUACAAUAAAUAUAUAACUGUAUUUAUAUAUACACAUAUAAGUACAAUAACCAUGUGCAAACAGCCAGAAAAUGGGCUGAGCUUUAUUCACAGCUGGUUGGAUCCUACAUAUUGUGACUUGAUUUUUACUUUUGGAAUGGGCUUAUCCGCUUGCUACAAAACCAUACCCUCAUGGAUGCUCAUGGGAAUCAAUGGAUCCUGAUGAACAGCAUGGGAUGCUGUGGGUUGGGUGGGGAGCUGCAGUUGGAUGGGCAAUAAAUGAGAAUUAGGAACCUCCCUGGGGAGAGCAGAAUUACCUCUUGUUCUGCAAGCAGCCUAAUCCGGUAUAUGAACCUCAUUUGUCCCACCACCUCUGUGACAUAUGAAUUACCCAUAAAAGCUUGAAUAACUAAUGGAAUAACUAAUGUCAACUAUUGCUGUACCAGGGUACAUGAAUAAAAGGUAUCUUGUGCUUUAAGUGUAAUGGAUGUGUUCCCAAAUAUGUUAACUUCAAAUACAUGCAUAAAGUUUCUUCAGGUUUGUGUAGUGUUUCUUCGUCUGUCUUGAGAGAGGAAGGGAAAUAAACACUCCUUGUUGUAGAAUGAAUCUUUGUUCCUUUUACCAAUUAAUGUAUUGGAGUGGAAAUGCUGGCAACUUGCCUGGACUGUAACAAACAUUUCAGACUGACAGACUUGUCUAUGUGAAAAUGCUUAUGAUAGAGCUCCUUUCUUUUUGUCUGUAGUAGUUAGGCUUCAAUGAGUGUAGACAGUUCACCCAAAAUAAAAUUUCAAAAUAAUUGCAUUUGUCUGUAAUAACAAUGCAAAAAGGGUAUGACGUCUUGGAGACCGACUUACCUUUGUAUAAUAGUAGGAUCUUUCGUCAGGUCUGAGAAGAUGGAAAGCAUAGGUUUUAUCCAACUAAGUCACACUCAGAGUAGAAGACACAUUGAAAUGCAUGGACUAAAGUUAGUAAAGUUUGUUGAUAUUUCUGUGGGUCUGCUCUGCAUAUCACUAACAAUGGAUACAUGAAAUCCUACAGUUUGCUGCUGAUUAUGCUCUAAUACAGCAUAGCAUUGUUUAACUUUUGUAAUGGUUACUGGACUAUAUGUACAUGUGUCUUUGUAAAUCAGAGUUCUUCAGUGUAUCAGCAAAUAGCAUAUGUUCCAGAUUCUUUAAUCUGCAGUUUGUACAAAUUAGUUUUGAGGAGGAGUUCUAAAGUCAGUGAAACUCUGAAGACAGGAAUUAUCUUCAGUUCUCAGGGCUGAUGCAAAACAUUGCACUGCCAGAGUUGGGUGGACCAUGUCACCUUUUCUUCCUCACUGCUUUGUCUCAUCUGCUACUUGCUCACUCCUAUGGUAUAAGUUCUCAAUUUCUCACUCUGAGGAAAGUGCCCUUUCUCAAAGUGAGGUAUUAUGAGCAAGGUCACACAGCACCUUGAGGUGCUGCUGUUUUGAUACAACAGUGCCAGAUUUACUUUUUAGAAGAAACUUUUUCUUCAGAGUGAGGAAAGGACUAUGCUGUCAAGUUAGUGCCGGGCAGGUAGGAGGAGGUGGAAACAGUGGUGGAUGGCUGGGUAUGAGCAGUGGCAGUGGUAGUCUGCUAGUCAGGGCAGACAGAGGGUGAACGGGGGUACAAUCCACUGCCCCCAUCCAUAUCUGAACGUCAUUGCUCAUAAGGCCAGGCCUGAUGGUCCAUUGCUACUUCUGUCAAUAUAUCUUUCAGCAUAAGGAGCUUGAUGAAAUGUGUUUAAUCAACCAGGAAUCCUGGCUUAAAAUACGCUCUGCUGUGUCAGCUUCAAACAAUGGAUCAUAAAUUUGCCUUGUUAACGAAUCAUUGUUUUAAACCAGGAUCACUUCAUUGUACAUAAUGCUAAGCCAAACUUCUUUAAAAGCAAAAACGUAUGUGGAUGUUAUUCUGCUGUCUGCAUGGGAGAUGGGAGUGUGGAAUGUUCAAGCUCAAUGUUUCAUUUGAUUCAUGGAGGCUCAUCCACAUAGUGCUAGACUAUGGUUUGUGUGAACCAUCUAUGCCUCCGCAGUCAGUGUCUUCUGCUUCCACAUUGCAUAUGGCAUGCACAUAGGUCCAUCUGCCUAAUUUUCAUUUGUGAAAAUCCAUGUAGAAUCCUUCUGCAUGUAAUUUACAAAGGAAUCCUGUGCAUGUUGGCUGCAUUGUUGCAUUAGCAAGCUGGUGAUCACAGUUAAAUGGGUACAACAGCGAUGAAGUGUCGGCAACUGGUCUCUAUUCCAAACUGGUUAUUACCAACCUAAUGCAAAUGCAAGUACUUACAGUAUGUCAAUCUAAGUACCAUACUCCUUACAUGUACUGCCCUCUUGUACAAGUUUCUCUGAGUCAAGCCAAUUAGUAUUCUGCGCAGUUGUAUAUAUGCAGAAUUUUAAUGAGCAUGCAUUUUCUUGGGUCAGCUUCUUUUAGUAAUCAAGCAUUCUGGAAGCCAAAACUUUGUUUCUAUGCUAAGAAGAUAAAUACAAAACAAAGCCGUGUGAGAGAAGCUUCCUUGAAUUUAUCUACUUCUGUGCUGUGGUUGAAUAUCUAUUGUAAUCAUAUGGAUGCUUAUAUCCUCAAACAAUGGUAGGAUUUGGGUCAGAGAGUUUCCCUAAGAUAUCUCUCCCCCCGCAAAAAAUAAAUUAAAAAAAUCCUUACAUCAUAGAUGGCUUCAAUGCUCAAAAACCUUCCAGAAAUAUGUGAACAAAUGGAACUUUUUAUGUUCAUUUUUUAAGGUGUUUGGUCACACAUCAUGCCGUGGAGUCUCAUAAGAGAACACUACCCUGGAUUUGUAAUGGCCCAGAACUUAGUUUGAGGCACACAUCUUUUGUUCCGUAUUCAUUUAUACAUGUGCUAGCAAGGGGACAGUAUGAUUCACAGGGUUCCAGUGGCUUAGUGCAAAUGAGCAAAUGUGCCUGUUUCUGGAGGAAAGAUUGACGCUACAGUGCUCCUCCCACAGCCCUACUGCUUUACUAAUUGUUGGGCUAAGCCAUAGUAAGGCUUAGCAUUUCAACCAAACCCAAUUUUGUCUUUUCUCCCCCAGACAAACCACAAAUAAUAAAUUAAGAACAAACCUUGGUUACAGCUAGGGAUGCAUAUUCUAGGGUGAAGUGUGCAUAUAAAUGCAUAUACAGUGGUACCUCUGGUUACGAACUUAAUUCGUUCCGGAGGUCUGUUCUUAACCUGAAACCGUUCUUAACCUGAGGUACCACUUUAGCUAAUGGGGCCUCCUGCUGCUGCACGAUUUCUGUUCUCAUCCUGAGGUUCUUAUUCCUGUUCUUAACCCAAGGUACUACUUCCAGCUUAGCGGAGUCUGUAACCUGAAGUGUUUGUAACCCAAGGUACCACUGUAAUUCCAAAAAUAGCAUAGGAACAUGCAUUAUAUCAGGAAAAAUUAUUUGCAAAAAUAGUAUAUUAGCCAAAUCCUAUACAAAAAUUUGUACAUUAGGAAAAAUCUCAACUAUAAUCCUGAUGAGUUUCCUUGAGAAUUUUUUUUUUUAAUGAGAAACUGAAAUUGACAUAUAAAAAGAGGAAUAGAGGGGGGAAUGGAUUUGGGAAGUUAGCAAGGGAAUAAUUUAUAAAUUAUGUUACAUAUGAUGAGAUGAUGGGUGAGAAAGGGACUCACAACGUUGUGAUCUGGGAGGCAGAAUAGUAUUUAUUGAGAUGUAUAAAAAAAUUAAACCAAUGCUGUCAGUCCUGCUCAGAGUAAACCGACUGAUUGUCAGGGAUAUUGGCUAAGGGAGCAAUCCUUAUGCACAAGAAAGGGGCAUAAAGCAAAGUGUUGUAAAUUAAGCUGGAGUAAAUUUACACCAGAUCCAAAGUCCAAUCACCAAUGGGACUACAAAGCUUUAGCUGUCACAAAAUGCUAUGGAUUAUCUUACUGAACUGGGCCAGAAUUUACUGAGCUGUUGGAAAACCUUCAAUAUAGGUUUGGAAGUUUGAGAUUCCUCUUCUUACCUUUUCACCUACCUUAUAGCACAAAUCUUUAUAUGUGCACCCAGAAGUAAGUCCCACUGAGUUAAAUGGGGCUGAUUCUCAUGUAGGAUAGCAGCCUCAGUCACUUUGCAAGUUUUACAUUUACACAAAACAAGUCUUUUGAAAGCCCUGACAUGUUGGCAUUACACCUCAACACUCUGGAAAUCUUUUAAAAAGCAAUUUGAGCCAAAUAUUCUGGAUUGUCAUCCUAGCAGAUUGAGCAUUCACAAAAAUCAUUUGAAAAUUAAUUGUGGAAGUAUAUAAUCUGUAGACAUCCUUCAUACAGUUUAGUCUUCUUUAUACUGCUGCCAGUUUUACUUUUUGUUUAUUAGUAAUGAUGUUUUAUGUUCCAUUUCACCCCACAGUUUUUCUAAUAUUCUAUGUUGGAAAGUCUAAAUAGUGUUUAUUAUCAAAUAGUGUGAAACCCAAAGCAAUCAUGUUACCUUCUUGCUAAAAUAAAUGUUGGGAAUUAAGUAUCCUAUAUAUUUAAACCUCCCCAAAUAUGUUUUCUUGCUACGUGGAACAAUAAAAAUUAUAUUAAUUGACAUUUUCUCCUACCAUUUUGCAAGGGGGAAAAAUCCAAACAAAAGAAGACUGUUGAGUGUACAUCAUCAGUUUGGUAGGCAUAGUGUAAUUGAAGUCUCUGUUUUGUUGUUGGUCAGAUUUUCUAACUCAGUGGAUGAAAAAGUUAUAUCCUAAUUGUUUAGGUACUGAUGACAGCAACAGUUUAUUUAAAGAGAAAAAUUCACUGCAGCCUUUGCCACUGUUUUAUUUCCUACCAUCUCUUAAAACAAUAAGCAUGAGCCCCGAACGUGGCAUCAUCUCCUCUAGUCAUGGUCUACCUGUCUAGCUAUGCUUUUAUUUUGUGUCACGGGUGACAUAGAUAACUGGAAUUCAAUAUGAUAAUUUUAAUAUUAUAAUCUGAUUUUUGUCAUAUCUCUCUUCUUACUCAAGGUAACAGCUGGCUAACAUUUGUUCUAGUAGCUGCUCCAAUACUAUUAUAGCUUGAAGUUGAAUGCGAGUUUAUUUUUAGUUCCUGUCUUGAAUGCUGCUCAGUAACAUACUAAUUAACAAAGUAAUUACAUUUUAUGAUUAUCUGCCUGCUACUUUUGUCUGUAAUACCAUGAUAAGUUGCAUUUUUUCAAUGCAACUGAGUAGAUAACCUUAGCAUUCAUUUAUAAAUAUCACAAAGAAACACAAAAUGUGACUUUGAUGUGACAAGAUCAGACAUUAAGAUGAGCUGUUUGCUGAAUGUCUUUACAAUCCAAAUGAAAGAUACUUAGCUUUGGAUCAAGAAAUAUCUUAAGUGAGUGGAAAAGCCGCUUGUAUAAGGCAGUCCCCCACCCAACAAAAUUCUUCCAAUUUUCCCAUUCUGCUGCAGCUCCUGCUAUACCCACACCUUUCCUGCAGGGCCAUUAACCCCCAUCUAGUAGUAAUUUGUAGAGGAGAGAGGAGCCAGGAAAACCUAUUCUGUGAGACUAUAGAAUCCACUGCUCACUCAGUCUUCCUUAAGCUGUGGUUCUGAGCAUGCAUACUUGAACAUAAGUGCUGUUUUAAAAUACUAGGAAUAACAGCACUCAAACAGCCAGAAUCCCAAGGUGUGUGAUGUUUUCCAUGCUCACUAGGGGGCUUUAUUACAUCCCCUUUCCAGUUGCAGCCCCAUCCCAUAAAAUCAUCCCCUAAAAGUCAGCAUUCUUUGGUGCAGCAGAAAGGCAAUCAUGAGUAUAAGCCUGUUGCCUGAGUGUAUGAGCUUCUCUAAAUUUCUCCACUCUGAUUAGAAUCAGAUUUUAUUUAAAAUAUUCUUAGCAAUGAAAUACUUAGCAAUGAAAAAGCAAUACUGAGCAAUACUUAGCAAUGAAAAAGACUUUAGAAGCAGUGGGUAUUCAACUAAGUGUUACUCAAGAGUAGACUGAUUAAAAUUAAUGAACAUUACUAAAUUAUGCCCCUUUAUUUCAGGGGGUCUAUGUAAAACUUAGUUGAAUGCCACCCAAUAUGAAAAUGUGAUCUUGGUAUAUCAACAUACAUACAGAAUCUGUACAUAUUCAGUAACAUACUGUGGCAAACACCAGUUGUAAAGCUAACAGCACAUACAGUGGUACCUCGGGUUAAGUACUUAAUUCAUUCCGGAGGUCCGUUCUUAACCUGAAACUGUUCUUAACCUGAAGCACCACUUUAGAGAAUGGGGCCUCCCGCUGCUGCUGUGCCGCCAGAGCAUGAUUUCUGUUCUCAUCCUGAAGCAAAGUUCUUAAUCCGAGGUACUAUUUCUGGGUUAGCGGAGUCUGUAACCUAAAGCGUAUGUAACCUGAAGCGUAUGUAACCCGAGGUACCACUGUAAUUGGGUAAAUGCCUCCAAGCACAAGUGCAAAUUCUUAGAUUAAGUUAUUUGCCUUAAAACUUUCGCCCAAGCAUAUUGAAGCCACAGUUCUAUAAGUUUUUUACAUCAUUUGCUUGCUAAAGAUGUUCAGUUUUUAGACACUGAGUUAAUUUAUCAACAUGACCUUUUAGCUUGCAAUUUUAAAAGUUUGUUUAAAGAAGUGUUUUAUAUUGUCAAUUCUUACAAUAUAACAUGGGCAUACAGCAGUAUAUACAAUAAAAUAUAAAACACCAUUAAAAAAAGUACAAAACAGAUAAAAAUGAAUGGCUGACCAAUUAAUUCAAACAGUGGUAUAGGCCUGUCUAUAUAAAAGUUCUUCAAGGGAUACAUGGCAAUGAAAAAUGAGAGUGCCUGCAAAAUCUCUGAUAGAACAAUGUUCCAUAGCCUGAGAUCAGUAACACUAAAUGCCCAAUUUCUAGUGGAGGCCUAUUAAAGGUAAAGGGACCCCUGACUAUUAGGUCCGGUCGUGACCGACUCUGGGGUUGCGGUGCUCAUCUCGCUUUAUUGGCCGAGGGAGCCGGCAUACAGCUUCCGGGUCAUGUGGCCAGCAUGACUAAGCCACUUCUGGCGAACCAGAGCAGCACACGGAAACACCAUUUACCUUCCCGCCGGAGCGAUAACUAUUUAUCUACUUGCACUUUGACGUGCUUUUGAACUGCUAGGUUGGCAGGAGCAGGGACUGAGCAACGGGAGCUCACCCCAUCGCGGGGAUUCGAACCGCCGACCUUCUGAUCAACAAGUCCUAGGCUCUGUGGUUUAACCCAAAGUGCCACCCGCUUCCCUGGAGGCCUAUUAGACCUCUGUAAAAUAUUGGGCAACUAGCAGUACUUCUCCAGAUGAUCAAAGUUGUGAUUUGCUUUUAACAAGGAAUGCAAGACUAGAAAGUUCAGUAUAUUCAAUGCCUUAACUCACAACAUACAUUUCUUUCCUUUUAAUAGACUUCCACAGGAAAGUAAUUACAGCAAUUUUACUUGCAUGACAUGGUUUGGAAUGGAAAAAACACUGAGCAGAUUAGCAGAAGUAUAUUUUCCAAAAUGGCUGCUAGACAUCGUUCUGCAGCAUCUAUUUCAUAAACUCACAUCCAUAUACUGGAAAAUUGUUUACACAGACGUGUGUCAACCUGGUCCUAAUGUCUGUCUACUUUUUUUCCAUUGCAAACCAUGUCUUCCAAGUGGAAAUUGCCUAUGGCAAUUAUAAAGACAGGACUGAUUGUGUUAAUAUAUGAUGCUUUGAAGCCAUUACUGAAAAAAGAUUAAGAAAUACCCAAUAAUGUGUUUUGUGAAUAACAAAUAUGAAAUGACACACAUGUUCAUUGAUACAUACUAUUUGUAUGUACCUUGCAUGACAGAUACUUGUAAGCGGCUAAAAAAAUUCCUUGUACACUCCCCCAUCUUGUCUUGGUCUAUAUCCUUCAAACUUAAAGCUGAGCCUGAGGUGAAGACUGGAUUGGAAAGAAGUAUGAUAUAAGCAGAACUGACUGUGACACCUAAAGCGCUUUUACAGACCUCUUUUAAACUAUCUGAGCAAGUACUACAUAAAAGUAACAGUUGAGAGACCUAUUUUCUUUGACCAAAGGUUUUAAAACAAACAAAAAGCCAUGCAUAUAUGCAAAACAUUCAGAAUCCCUGACUGGAAGGCAAAAGUGCUGAAAAUGAACUACACAAAUUUGUCAUCUUACCUGCUACCCCUACAUUCCUCCCCCCCCCCCCAAAUAUCAGUAUGUUUUAUUUGAACUCCAGAGCUUUGGAGCUUCCAGAAUACUUUGGAUGGAGAAAAUAACACAAAUCUUUGGCAUAACAUAUGCUAUGGAAUUGGACAAAUUUCUACAUUAAUUUUGUUGAAGAAAUUGUACUUUUUAAAGAAGAUGUGAAGAAGGGUGAUAUAGAAAGUACUGAGGGAACAUUUUAUGUCUAUUGUUAGAGGGAGAUACCAUAGGGAAGAUUGGCUGUAAGAGAAGGAUAAAGUAACCUGUUCUGUACACUCCUGUAUAUUACUAGUUCCAGGCUGUGUAAAGUUGAUUAUUUCUGUAUACACUCCCUUCAUUGUUGGGAAGAAUAUAGCAGUUUUGUUUGUAAAUCUGAGAUUCAAGGGUGGGGGAGUGAUUAACAUGAAAAAUCAGGGGUUAGUCAUUGUUUUUUUUUAAUGUAACUGAAUCCACCUCUUGAAAUUCUCCUUCAAGAAGAAUAGCUCAACUUUGUUAGCAUCUUGUAUUUUGGAUAUCGCUUUUAACAGUACCUACUCUUUUUUAGAUUUCAUAUUGAAGAGCUAGUGCAUAAAUUUAUUUACUGUGUAUGGUGACAUUAAAUUUUUCUGGUGCUGCACUAUUUUGGUUUCUUAAAACUGAAAGGUAAUUAUUUUCAAAUAACAGUUAAAACAAUGGACUGGCUUGCAGAACAUGCUAAGAAAACUUUGCUCCUCCCUAGGUUUUUUCCCUGCCAUAGUCUAAUUAUGUCAACCUCUGUAGCUUGUGGUUAGUGAAGAGAUAGCUUAAGCAUCAGUUCAGGUUUGGAUAACAUUCUAAAUCUAAGCCAAACUCUGGCUUAGAGAAGUAGCAAAAGGUGGAGCAAAGAGACUGCAAACUCCUCUUUAGGAGCCACAGAGUCUCACUAAGCCAAAGUUUGUCUUAGUGUGAUUUGCCAAGCAUGCCUUGUGACUGAGGGCUCUGAUUGCUAAAAAAGAAAAGAAAAAACAUGAAAUGUUGUGCAGGUUAAGAUUUCUUCAUGACUAAAAGAUUUAGAAAGGAAAGUUUUAAUUUUAGUUGAUUAUGUGGGAAAUAUUUUAUGAGUAGAUAUGAAUAGGUAUUGCAGAUAACACUUGUACAUGCAUUUCUAUGUGAUAGAAAAGGAAGUAUUUUAAUAACUACACUAAAGCAUUGGUAAUGCAGGUGUAUAAUUUUUGUAUUGGCUAAUAGGAAUGGAUGGCAUACCCUGCAGCUACAGAAUAUGUGUUAUAUGGCAUUUUGAAAAAAUAAGAUCUAACACAAUGCAUACUUUGAAAAGGCACAGGGAAUAAAAAAAAAAUCUUUUGUUCAGUAGCUUGUUGUAUCAAAGGUUAAAUAGAGUGAGCUCUGUGGUUGUCUGUCAUUCCAUUUAUUAUUUCAGUAGCUGCAAAAAUUUUCAUGUAGGGUUGUAAUCUUUUUAUCAAGAAUGUAGCAUUCUCUGUGGAUUUGAAUUGCAAAUGACUGAAAAUAGUGGAAAUGAAAAUACAACUGCAUCUGUUCUAUAUCACAAGUUACGUGGAUACCAGAGUGUGUUGUAGGUCUCUCUCUCUCUCUCUCUCUCUCUCUCUCUCUGUGUGUGUGUGUGUGUUACACAAAGUAUGGAGCCUCUGUACCACAUAAUGAUGUCAUGUUCUAGCUGCUAUUUUAUUGCUCUCUGAGCACAAGAAUCCUGCAUGAACAGUACUGUAUUCAGUAUUACCAGUGAUAAAUGCCUCAAAUCUCUGUAUAGAGGAGCCAGAUUCCCAAGUGAUUCUUGUAUUCAGGCUGUUGGGGCUUGGACCUACAUGAAGGUCUAUCCAAAGCUAGGCUACAAGAGCUGUGGAAUACCAUGGUGCAUGGUGUAGUCUUAGUAUAUGUGCAUGCCGAAGCAUGGUGUAGUCUUGACAAGGCUAUGGUACUCCAGUACUAACGCAACACAAUUUUAAAUUUUUAAAGAAGAUUUAAUUGUAUUGUUUAUAGUAUGGACAUAUUUGCCACCCUGCACUUCUUUGGAGGAAAGGCAGGAUUUGUUAUUGGCGUCUGUCUGUGUCAAGAGACAAUGGAGGGUGAAGUCAAAUUGCUGGAGAAUCACAGCACCUGCUGUUGCUGCAGAGACUGGUAACUUGUAACUGCUGCCUCCCACGUUGUUUUUGCCUGGGUAGUGUGUUUGGAGGUUCUGGGCUGACCGGAUGACAAAAUCCUUCUCUUUGCCUCACUGAUAUGGACCAAAGGAAAGCAGAGCAAAACUUUAGCUUGGCUGCAGGAGUUGCUGGAAGGAGGCGUACAAGAUACCAUUCAACCAUCUUAGGGACUCCAUUCUGGAUGGUCUCCUUAGUCUUUUCUUCCCCCGAAGAUGUCAUGCAAAGCAGCAGAUAAAAUGCCAGAUAGAAAUUUAAUAAAUAAAAAGUAGCACUAUGGUAAAUAUUUUGGUAUGCUGUUGAGGCAUAGCUGCGUGUACACUUCAGCAUCUUGCCCUAUGGUUGGUAUCAGUGCUAUUUUUCUAGAAAAAGAGGUGCCAGAACUCACCGUGAGCCACUUCCCUCAUUCUCUUAGCAUGGCAAUGGUGCCCGCCUGAGAGGUGGCUGAACUGAGUUCCGUUGAGUUCUGGCUGAAAAAAAUCCUGGUUGGUAUGAUCUAGCAGUUACAGUGGUACCUCGGGUUACAUACGCUUCAGGUUACAGACUCCGCUAACCCAGAAAUAGUACCUCUGGUUAAGAACUUUGCUUCAGGAUAAGAACAGAAAUUGUGCUCUGGCGGUGCGGCAGCAGCGGGAGGCCCCAUUAGCUAAAGUGGUGCUUCAGGUUAAGAACAGUUUCAGGUUAAGAACAGACCUCCAGAACGAAUUAAGUUCUUAACCCGAGGUACCACUGUAUAGGCAGGACAACACAUAGGAUUUAGGAUGAAAAGAGCAUCAUGUUGAUGAGAUUGCUAGCAGCAGAUAAUGGUCCGUCUACAGUUGAUCAUGCAAGAAUAUGCCAUCUGCUCUGGAGUAAAAAUUGUUUUUCUGCCAAACAAGGCGGGAGAGAGUCCUAAGGCUUUUGACUGCAAUAAAUGUUCAGACAUCUAAACCAGUUUGUAUAGACUCAUCCCAAGGCAUAUGACAGUCUAAAUCUAAAGUAGUGUGAUUUGUAAAUGUAAAUUUCUUUUAUAGGUUGUGAACUCUUUGGGCAGAAUUAGUAGCAUUUGGGGAAACUUAUGUUGCUCUGAGCCCCUGGGAUAGAGUGGGAUAUGAAUUCAAUAAAAGAGUAGAUAACCUUUGCUAGUAGUUUCUAAUGUUGCACAUAGUAAUUCUACCUAAAGUCAUGUGAGUUUAUGUGCAAAAUAUGAAUUUAUACAAAUAAUAUUAAGCUACAAUGAAAUGAAAUGAACAGGACAGCUUAAAACCAAUUAAAAUAUAGUACAAGUACUGUGCUAUGUCUGUGUCCAGAUUCAUGUGUGAAUUUUUAGCCUGCCUAGUGCAACCCCUCCCAAUGUUGUUCACAAAAUUAAAACCAUUUAGAAAUAUUAAAUACAUUAUAAUUAUAUACACUAGCAACAUUUCCCUCCUUUGUUUAAACUUUACAUACUACCUUUCAUCCUACACCGUAGCAUUGAAAUGUAUAUCUUCAUGACAAUGGUCAGCCAUGAAUCUGAUUAUCAUUGUACCGGCCAGCCAUGGGAAAUUGGAGGAUUGGUACCUCUGAUGUAUGUAUUUGGUCACUCAUUUUCCUUAAGUUUUAAGUCUCUAAGGUUAAUGCCUCAAAGGAUGGGUAGCAAGGCAAAGCAGUACCUGUUCAGGUUUCAUCCAGCUUAAAGUAUAUUGGUAAGGAGUUGGACUGUGGACUGCUUCCAGGCCCAGUUCUGAAAGCUAGGAACUUGAAGCCACUGGCUCAUUCUGCAACCUUGGUGUUUGGUGGCUCCCUUCCCACACUUGGGAAGGCACAGUGUAGGCUUACCAAGGAAAGGCUGUGAGUCAGGUUUUUCAAAAAUUAAUAGCUGCAUUAUUUAAAUAAAUGUGCCAGUGCUUCUGAAAAAAACAAGGGAUUUCAUGAAGAAAGGGCAUUGAGGAGCACAGCCUCCGAUAAGAAAUGUCUUCCAUUUUAUUACUCUCUCUCUUUUUUUUUUUUUUGUAAUGGCUAGACUACUCAAGGUUGUUAAAUUAUACAGUGCAUGCUUUUAUCGUUCCUUUUUGUUAGGGUUGAGAAAAAAAAUACUUGGAGUAUUUUCUUUCCUGCAGGGCUAAUGUGUAAGAACUGAAGUGAGGUGGAAAAAAGUUGCCUAUCAGAAAUGAAAUUGUUCUUAAUAUCUCUUUGGGGGAGGCUUGCAUCAUGAGUGGCCCAGCUGCGUUUUUGUUUCUUACCAUAUUAAAGCAAUCUUUGUCUAUGUUAAAAGUCUGAUAUACAGAGUAGAUCACAAACUGAACAGUUUUUCCAUUCUUGUCUGGUGCAAUCUUUGCACUGUUCUUACUCCUUUUUGUCCAACACAAUGCAUUUUUUAAACUACUGUAGAGGCCAUUUGCCACUUAUGUGGGGGUUAUGUUCUGGGCCCCUGCACACAUAAGUGAAAUUGUGUAAAGUGGGGAGCACCCUUUAAAUGCUCUCUCUUUCGCUUUUUCUUCAAUCCAAUCUGAAAAUACUGUGUUCAAAAAUAUCAACAACUAGAAUUACCGUAUUUUUCGUUCUAUAGGACGCACCGGUCCAUAGGACGCACCUCGUUUUUUGGGGGGGGAAAUGAAUAAAAAAAAUUAUUCCCCCCCCCCGCGGCUGCCGCCCCAAGCCUCGCGUGCUUCGGGCUGCAGGCUACCUCCCCAAGCCUCGCGCGCUCGGCGGGACCUCCCACCGGGCGCGCGAGGCUUGCAGACACUCGCCCGAAGCACGGGGAGCCCUCCGGAGGGCUCCCGUGCUUCAGGCGACAGACUGCCGCCCCAAGCCUUGCGCGCUCGGCGGGACCUCCUGCCGGGCGCGCAAGGCUUGCAGACACUCGCCCGAAGCACGGGAGCCCUCCGGAGGGCUCCCGUGCUUCGGGCGACAAGCUGCAGCCCCAAGCCUUGCGCGCCGGGCGGGACCUCCUGCCGGGCGCGCAAGGCUUGCAGACACUCGCCCGAAGCAAGGGAGCCCUCCGGAGGGCUCCCGUGCUUCGGGCGACAAGCUGCAGCCCCAAGCCUUGCGCGCCGGGCGGGACCUCCUGCCGGGCGCGCAAGGCUUGCAGACACUCGCCCGAAGCACGGGGAGCCCUCCGGAGGGCUCCCGUGCUCGGGCGACAAGCUGCAGCCCCAAGCCUUGCGCGCCGGGCGGGACCUCCUGCCGGGCGCGCAAGGCUUGCAGACACUCGCCCGAAGCACGGGAGCCCUCCGGAGGGCUCCCGUGCUCGGGCGACAAGCUGCAGCCCCAAGCCUUGCGCGCCGGGCGGGACCUCCUGCCGGGCGCGCAAGGCUUGCAGACACUCGCCCGAAGCACGGGGAGCCCUCCGGAGGGCUCCCCGUGCUUCGGGCGACAAGCUGCAGCCCCAAGCCUCGCGCGCUCGGCGGGACCUCCUGCCGGGCGCGCAAGGCUUGCGGACACUCGCCGGGGCUGCAGGCUGCUGCCUGCAAGCCUUGUGAGCCCGCGGGAACUCCCACCGGGCUUGCAAGGCUUGCGGAUAGCUUCCUGAAGCCUGGAGAGCGAGAGGGGUCGGUGCGCACCGAUGCCUCUCGCUCUCCAGGCUUCAGCGAAAGCCUGCAUUCGCUCCAUAGGACGCACACACAUUUCCCCUUCAUUUUUGGAGGGGAAAAAGUGCGUCCUAUGGAGCGAAAAAUACGGUAAAGCUCUGGGGGCUGGCAGGAGGCUGUAGGAUGAAUGGAAAAGCAGUGUCAGUAGCUGCUGCUGCUGCUGCUGCUGCUGCGCUACCCCUCACAUCAGCUGUUAGGGAGGCUAAGCAGCGUAAACAAAGCCCUGCUGCACCUCCAGUCUCUUCAGGGCUCUCCAUCUUUCUUUUGGACUCCAAUUGAACACAGAUCUAUUGAAUGCAAAUCAGACAUGAUGUUGAAUACCUCAUUUUCAAAUAUGCCAGUUAAAAAAAUAGGCAUGUAAGGGCUAUUUUUAUUAGGAACCUAGCAUAGGGCUGCCAUUACUGGGAUUUCAAAGGUGGCAUUGAUGUUCGUGGGGAAUUUCCAAAAUGUGCUUUGUUCUGAAUCGUAGGAAGUCAAUUGAAAAAUUGUGAUAUUUUCACAUUUUUGUAAAAAAAAGCUUAAUAAUUUUUGGGGGUUUCUAAUAAAAAGCUCAACAAAUUUUUAGGUGUCAUUUCUUUAACUUUUUGAAAUAUGUCAACCCUACCCAUAUAGGGAAGUUUAAGCUCUUUCGAUGUUUUUUUUGGGGGGGGGUGUCACUCAGAUAAGGGAAGCAAUUUUUGUUCACUUGCCCUACAGCCCUCACUCCCAAAAUAUACUCCAGUGUGUUGGAAGACCCUCCAGAAUAGAUUUGGCAUGGGUGGUUCAGGGGUUUGCAGAGGGGAGGGAAAACUACUGAAAAGCACUUCUUCUAUACAGCUGAGUAACGCCAUUUGGUACAAUGGUUCCACUUCUGCUAUGGUCUUGACCAAGACCUCUCUCCUGCCAAAAUCUACAAGCUGCAGGAAGAAAGCCUCGUUGGUACCCUCACAUACCUUUAAACACACACACACACAGUUGCAAAUGAUGUCUGUAGGGUUGCAUUUUAGUUUCAUCCAAAGUUGUCUUUUAGAUGAAUAUUAGAAACAGGACUGGUUACAAAUCAACACAAAACCAGGCUUGGGUGGCCAUAGUUGAUUUACUGAAGCCCACUGAAAUUGGUGUGUUUAAGCAUAUUUAAGUGUUGUGAUGGAUUGUGUCAAUCAGUGGGACCCGCUAGUAAACCCUGAGCCAUUUUCAGGUGGAUCUCAGUGCCAUGUGCUGUUGAGUGUCUCUUACUUGCCUUCUCUGCUCCCUAGCUGUGUUUGGCAAAUGUUUUGGUUUGACUCAUGCUAGCACCAGCAGCUCCUUGCAAGCUAGGUAGAGGUGGCUAGGAUGGAAAAGAAGUUUGUUGGUUAAAGAGGAACAAGGCCUCUGAGGAAAAAUGUCCAGGAGUCAUGUUUAAGAAAUCUAGAAAGAGGAGGGAAGAAAGAAACAUGGUUUGGGGUUUUUUUGGGGGGGGGGGGAAUAGGCACAAAUUGAGUGUGAAUGGAGAUAUUUCAGAAGAUGUGUAAAAAAUAAUUUCAGGGACAUGCAGAGGUAGGGAGAGGAAAAAAGAAAAAGCACUGGCCACUUAGAAGCCCUAAAAUGGGGAGACUGUCCUACUAUCUCCAGAGCAAAUGUCUGUACUCAGCAUAUGGAAAGCUGACCUAUGUAAAUCUUUGCUACAAGGGAAAAGCUGUGGCAAAGAAUUUAGCAGUUUUCAAAGCUAGAUUGAAUAUGAGCAGAAAAGGAUGCCAGUGAUUGCUAGUGGAUUAUGCCAGGUGUUUUCCUUUGCCCCUCCCCCAAUUUUGUGACAGGCUCUUUCUUUGCACCACCAUUUUGUGACUGGAGUGCCUUAGUAAUUUUCAACCAUCUCAAGUGAGCCUUGUGAGUAGAAAGUUUUGGAAUCCCUGAUUUAAGGAAUAACAUAUUUAUUUGGUGUGAUUAUAAGUAUGUACUCUUGCCUGAGAACACAGGAUCAAUCUUGGUCAACUUAUUCCAGCAUUCUUUGCAAGAGUCCCAGCAACCAGGAGGCAAUAACUGGUCCAUCAUAAAUUGGCCAAUAGCCAGUCUUCUCUGCACGCCAGAUUAGAUGACUCCAAAGGAUUCUGGCCACCCUUGAGAAGCUGUGGUCAGAGUCCCCAUCACUCCCUUUCCAAAAGGGGUCUCUAGGAAGGUGUCUCUGCUUGAUAUUAAGGGACAAGUAGGCACAGAGGAAGAGAGAUGUUCCAUAUGUGUAUAUUUUAGCUAAACAAAGACGUAUAAUGAAAUUUGUAAAUGUAAUUGAUAGGUAUUGUUUAGUUUCAAAAUGUUUUGCUAGCAUUCCUGCUUACCUUUAUCACAAAAAGAAGUCAAGCCUUUUUUGCUUUUGCUAACUUAAUGUACUUAUUCUUUAAUAUUAAUGUAUUCUUUGUACUUGCUGUCAUUUUAAUAGCACGAUAAAACAUCACUUUUAAUGACAUGUGGCAUUCAGUACCAUGCCACAAAGUGUCCUGUCAGAUUAUUUUGAAAUUCUUUUUUCUGAGUAAGGAAGUAAUCUUUUAUAUGUGUAUUUGUGCAGGUAAUAUAUGCUUUGAACACAAAGAAUGAUGAACAUGAGGCUGCUAUUCAAGCCCUCAAAGAUGCUCAUGAAGAAGAAAUCCAACAAAUUAUUGCAGAAACCAGAGAAAAGAUUCUACAGUAUAAGAGUAAAGUUUCUGAGGAAAUGGAUCUCAAAAGAAAAAUCCAGGUUUUAGAAGAGUCAUUGGAAGAUCAUAAAAAGAUGAAGCAUCAAGCUUUAACUGAGUUUGAAGCAUAUAAAGACAGAGUUGAGGAUAUGCAACUUUGUGCAGAAGCUCAGCAUGUUCAGCGUGUAGUAACUAUGUCACGGGAAGUAGAAGAAAUUAGAAAGAAGUUUGAGGAGAGGUUGCGGAGUUUUAUACAAUUACAAGUACAGUUGGAAAAGGAUAAACGUUCAGCUCUUGAAGAACUAAGAGCUGCACAUAGACUUGAGGUCCAGGAACUUGUAAAGACCCAUCAGAACCAGAAUGCUACUUUAAAUAAGGGACAGGAAAAGUUAGAAGAAUUACACAGGCGGGAUGUGGAAGAACUGAAUGCCAAAGUUGAAGAGCUAAGAGUGGAAAGAAAAAAGCUAAUUGAGGACUAUGAAGGUAAACUCAGCAAAGCUCAAUCUUUCUAUGAGCAUGAACUUGAUACUAUGAAAAGGUCGCAGCUAUUUACGGCUGAAAGCCUGAAGACCUGCAAAGAGAAGGAAAUAGAACUAAGAAAGGAGUUUCAAAGCCAAGAAUCUGUUUUACGAAAAAACCUGGGAAAGCUUAAGACUGAAUUGCAGAUGGUACAGGAUGAAGCAGGUGGUCUACGAGAAAAAUGUCAGAAACUUCAAGUAGCACUCAACACAGCAGAAAACAAUGUGCAGGUGAGAUGAGAAUUGUUACAUUAUUUGUUUAGAACAAAAGUAAUGUAACCUGUAAGAAGUAAUGAUGGUUCACCAUUUGUAUGUUGAUUGCAAAGUUUCAAGUCUUUGUCACUACCACUUGGCUGUUUCACAUCUUUCCUAUAUACAUGAUAAAUGACUUAUUGCAUACUGGACCUCAAAGACUCAGUUGCUGGGCUUUUCCUCAACACAAAGUGGUUACACGUAGUGAAAAGCAUUACAAUGCUUCUGUGUAUAGUUAAGGGAUAGAGUGUUCUACUGGGUGUUCCAUAUAUUGAAUAUGCAAGGAAAUAAUUUAUGUGUGCAUGAAGUUUAGCUAACAGUUUUAACUUCUUUCUAUACAAAAGUAGUUUCUUUGUCAAACAAACAAACAAACUGGUAAAACGUUUUGAAGUGGCCUUUGGUUUCUUAUCUGAGUCAGAUGGGGAAUGUCAAACUCUGGUUGAUUUUGUCCCUUACUAUAUGGAAACUAAUAUUGACUCUGCUGCUUUUGGUAUUUAGGUUGUAAAAGUUGUGCAAAGAUAGGUGUUUAUAAAAAUACCUACUUUGUUCAUUUACUUACACACAAGUUUAGUUGAACUAAAUGAAAAAGAUGUGAAGCUAAUUGAUGAUACGGUUAUAUCCAAAACAUAUAAAUAAUUUUGAGUUACUUACUUGUGAGGUUUUAAGCUGUGAUCGUCAACUUCUUUCAUAUGUUGUACCAGACGCUUCCUUACCAAACAACUUGAGACCCAGACACCUUCAGAGCAAGGUUCAUACCCCCCAUGCUGAAAUUGGCAGGUGCCCUCUCAGUGUGAAAGGUGAGGACAUUCAAGAUGAGUCUCUGUAGUGCCUUGUGGGGUGCUGUUCACUUGGGCACUGCUAUUUCCCUUGUAAGUUGUCUGAGAAGUAGUACUGCCCAAACCAAAAGCAGUGCAUGGAACAUAUCUGCAUAUUAGCCUUCAUAAUGACCCUAAAUGCAGAAGCCUCUUGGGAAUCCCUCAACUUAGCACUCAAGAAGGAUGCAGUACUGAUAUUUUAAAAGUUUCACAUAACUAUUUUGGCAUGGGUAACCCUACUUUCACAUUAGAUUGCUUGGGAAGUUGCAUAACCCAGGCAAAAAAGUCCCAUGAAAGAUUCUGUUUCUGAGUUAGCUGCACUUCCAACACUCCCCACCUUAAAUAGAGAAAUUCCUCACGUGCCCUUCUGUUAAUAUUCAGUCAUGUACUGCUUCUCUCUCUCUCUCUCAGGCCACCAGAUGCUGAGAUGGGGACAGGUUGAAGCAAACAGCAGGAUGACUACUCCUAAAGGAGCACAGUUGGCCAUUCCUGAUAUAAAGGAUCCAGUCAUUCUAUUUUCUGGUUUACCAUAUUGAUGGUUUUUGAGGAUGGAUAUUCCUUCCUGCUGCCUUUGGGACUUUAGAUUGCUGAAGGGCCUGUUGCUGUGCUAGCUGCAGAAACACGUUGCCUUCCUCACCUUACAGUAGAUUUAGAGGGUGAAACAUUUAAAUAUGGCAUUGGUUCAAGUUUAUAUCCAAAACUAUGAUACAGUUUUUCCAGGUGAAGCUACAGUAGAUUUUCUUCUAACAGUGAAAGCAAAUGACAAUAUGAAGUAAUUAACAGUUAAAAUUGGUGGCUUUGAUCCAGGGACCCCUUGGGCAAGCAGAUGGCACUUAUAUUGAUGCAACAAAUUUGGGGUUGUAUCCAAAGCAGUGCCAGUGGAGUUCUGCUGAUGUUUCUCCUCCUCCACCCCAUGCUUCCCAAAUCUUCUCUGGAGAGUCUCCUAAUCCUCCAAAGCUGAUUUUGAGGUUGGGAAGUGCAGGGGAGAAGAGGAAUAAAAAGUUCUGUUCAACCAGCACACAUCUCUUGCACUUCUGGAAUGGGAGCACUGGAUACCACCCCACCAAUUUCCCAGCCUCAGCUUGAAGCCACCAGCUUCACUUUGGACACCAUUUUAGGGGGUCCCCUGACCCAGGACUUUUUUUUCCAGCUUGAACUCACCGGAACUCAGUUCCAGGACCUCACAGGUAGGCGCCAUUGCCAUGGUAAGAGAACAAAAGGGAGCGGGUGGCACUGUGGUCUAAACCACUGAGCCACUUGGGCUUGCUGAUCGGAAGGUCAGUGGUUCAAAUCUGUGCAACAGAGUGAGCUCCCAUUGCUCUGCCCCAGCUACUGGCAACCUAGCAGUUCAAAAGCACAACAGUGCAAGUAGAUAAAUAGGUACUGCUGCAGCAGGAAGGUAAACGGCGUUUCUGUGCACUCUGGUUUCCAUCACAGUGUUCCAUUGCGCCAGAAGUAGUUUAGUCAUGCUGGCCACAUGACCCAGAAAGCUGUCUGUGGACAAACUCCGGCUCCCUUGGUCUGAACCAAGAUGUGCACCGCAACCCCAUAGUCGUCUUUGAUUGGACUUAAUUGUCCAGGGGUCCUUUACCUUUACCUUUUAUAAGAGCAUUGCCCUUACCCAAAGGAGUGGCUUUUAGAUGCUACAUAGGGGGCUGCAAUGGAGUGAACUCAGAAAAUAUCUUUUGAUCCUCUGCAUCCUAGUCACAUAUUAUGAAAAAACAUGGUUUAGCACUGUGUGUGUGAAUUUGCAGUCACAUGCGCACUCUCCUCCAUGGUAAAAGGUUGUUACCCUUCUACUGGGUUCUCCAUUGUUUUGAACAGAUAAGCACAUAAACUAGACAUGCAUGCCAAAAGAGUUACUCUCCUGGGAUAGGAUGGUUACAGUGGCACCUUGGUUUACAAACUUAAUCCGUUCCGGAAGUCUGUUCUUAAACCAAAGCAUUCUUAAACCAAGGUGUGCUUUCCCAUAACAGCGGGAGACUCAAUUUACAAAUGGAACAAACUCAACAGGAAGCGAAACAUGUUCUGCUUCCAAGGCAAAGUUCACAAACCAAAACACCUACUUCGGGUUUGCAGCGUUCUUAAUCCAAGUUGUUCAUAAACUAAGCUGUUCUUAAACCAAGGUACCACUGUAUUUUGAAGUGUAACUAAGAAGCGGAUAGGGGGAGGGGAGUUAUUGUUUUGUUUUAGUUUUGUUCUUGCUUUUAUUAUGAAUGUUGUGUUUUUAUAUUGUGAACCACUCUGAGAUCCAUGCAUGAAGGGUGGUAUGUAAAUUUACCAUAGUGAAUAAUAUUAAUAAUAAACUUUUUUGCAAUUUAACCUAUUUUGUAUCCAAUAAUGGAUUAUGGGACUUUGGUGGAUUUUGCUGCUUGUGACUAAAAGCUACUAAAACCUCUUCUAUCCUUACCUCAGAACUUAAAUUUGUAUUCUAGCUUUCUUCUUUUCAUUUUAUGUAGACUGCCUCACUGAAAUCUCACUUCUGUGGCGUAGUCAUGAACUCUAAUAGUUCUUGAACAUCUUUUUCUAAUUACCGGUAUUGACAGUUCUUAGCCAAUUCUCCUGCUUUUAUUCCGCAUGGGACUAAAUGCAUGUUUUAAAUGUUGAUUUACUUACCUCCCCCAGCCCCGAAGACUAAGAAGUGGUUCUUCUUGCCAUUCUUCCUGCAAAUUUGAUAUAUAUUGUGCUAAAUCAUGCAGUCAUUAAUAUUUAGUACAAUGGCAUUUUCAGUCUUCUGUCUCUGUGCACAUUAAGCACUUAUCAAUUUUCUAUGACUGUCAUCUAACAUAGCUUUAAGGCUUGAAAAAGGGAUAAAAAUUAUAUAUUGAGCGUGCAUAAUACAUAGCAUUGAUUUGCAAUCAGUCACACAUAGCUUAGUCAUGCCUCUUUCCUUGUAAGCUGCUUUUUAAGUUGGCAUAUUUUCUUUAAUAAAGUUCAUUUUUGUAAUGGGAACUUAAUAUGUUGUUCUAAUUAAAUUGCAUUUUUUUCUGUCAGGGCAGAAUGCCAACAUGUCUAUACUAUUACUGGAACAUUUAUUCUGACUUAUCUGAAUGGCCAUAUAAUUAAAAAAUGCACCACCUGAGUACUUAGAACACAGCCCUCCUGAUGGUGGAAGCCUAUCUGGUCCCUUCUUUCCAUUCAGAAAAAUGUCUUCUAUUUUUCAUAUUAUCUUAUUAUCAACAUGAUUGUUUGUCAUGUUGCUGUUUUAGUAUUUUUGUUUGCUUCCGUGUGUGUGUGUUGUUUUCAUCAUGGAGUGUGAGGCUUGUGGGCCUGUACACCCACCCAGCCACAUCAAAUGUAAAAGGAAAGGGUUACAUUUAACAUUGUAUUGUUUUCUACAUUGAUUGGGGGGGAUUAAUUAUUAGACACAUUGGUACAUCAGGCUUGUAUGCAAGAGGCUCACAGACUUUUGUGACUAAAGCACUGCAAGAAUGUCCAGGCAAGAAAGUUGCUAGCAGCCUUUGUUUUAUAAAUUGGUAAAUUUCAUUCAUAGUUGUCCCAUUUAAAAAGCAUUACCUUGUCCUUUUAAUAUGGUUUUCUCUUCUCUUAGGCUCUUCAAAAACAGUUGGAUGAUGUCAAAGAUGAGGAAAUGUCAUUGUUAAGCAAACACAAAGAGGUUGAAAGUGAACUAGCAGCUGCUAGAGAACGUUUACAGCAACAGGCCACAGAUCUAGUACUAAAAGCCAGUAUGUGUGCAUAUGUUUUUAUGUGCUUUGUAUGUAAUCUACCUUAAGUAUAUAUUCAGAAUGUUUUUGUUCAGUAGUUUAAUGCAAAAAGCCUGUUUUAUACAAAGCCUUUAUAACCUUUAAAUGAUGAAUUGAAAAGCUUAUAGUAUAACUCUUUUGUUAUUGCUAGACUUUGCUUAUAUCAAGAGUGAUGGGAAUGUAGCAGCCCAGGCCAGGUAGUUUCUCACUUCUCCCACCAACCCACAGGUCACUACAACAAGUAGGCAGGGCUGCCCAGAUGUCAGUCCCCUGAUAUCAUUAUGACAUUGGGUGACAACUUCAGAUAAGUUAUCCAUCAGCACAAAUCAUCAAAUUAUUGGCACUGUCAAGGAGUGCUGCUUACCAAGGAACAAUUGGGAGCACACUUUAAGUUCCCAGUUGUUCUUUGCAGCUUUUACCUGCCCCAUACCUGGUGUCACAUAUUAUGUCUGGUGUACAGCAGAUAUGUUUGGUUUGGGGGUAAUGGCCUCAUGUGUCUAAUUUGGCCUGCAGGCCAGAGCUUCCUUACCCCGCUGUCUUAAAUUUUGAACUUUCUAGCAUAUAUGUGAAAUAUAGUGGGAAAAAAAUCAUUGUUAAAGUCUUGAAUAUAUAAUGCAAACAUACAUACUGAGAGACUCCAAAACACUCAGUGUGAAGUCUUGUAUUCUCUAUUAAUUAACUUUUAUAAUUUCUGAAGGGGUACCUCUCGCAGCGAAAACAACUGAAUCUUGUGACGUUUUGAAAACUUACACAUUUAUUAUGGCAUAAUCUUUCAUGGAUUGCCUUGCUGGUUUUUGGCUUGUUACUGUUUUACAAUUUGAAGGCUGGUCCACACAUUAGAACUCUUUUCUCCCCGCCCAGCGCAGAAAUACAGUUGGCUUGAGGCACACAAUUGAGUGAAAAGGUGCAACCAAGAGUUGUUACUGGCUUGAUGGUACUGUGUCAUGGGCCAGAUCCAGCCCAGAUGCUGGCAGUUAUGCACUCCUGUUGCUGAUUGUUCCCUACCUCUCUAAAAUAGUAACAAAAUCUGUUUCAGAAAUUUUAUUCAAUAGAGUAAUAAUUUUGGGCAUAACCUUCUGUGCACAAGCCCAGCACUGCUAUUGAUGCUCUUAUUGAGUGUAGCCUGUUCAGGAUCCUGGAAAAAAGAAGAAUUAGUGGAUUGCUCUAUUCAAGAUAUAGAAAAGCUUUAUAAUUAUGGGAACUGCUGGGUAUGCUGCACUUUGCUCACUACAACAUUUGCCAGGGCUGCAAGUGUUAGGGAGUGGAAAAGUUUAGUGGACUUUUAGGGUGAUUUCCUCUUACUUUAGCCGUUCAAGAGUUGUGUCAAUGAGUUAACUAUAAAAUGAGUUAACUAUGAAUGUUCUAUGACAGAAUUACUCUUCAGAAGACAUUGUGGUUUCACUUGUGGCCCAAAGAUUUAUUUGGACAACAUACAUAAUGAGGCAGGAUUUUAUAUAAGAGCAGUGUGGCUUUAAAUAAUAAAAUUGUUAUAUGAUCAGUCUGUCUGACAGUGAAGUUCUAUACACGUUUUCUUAGAAAUAAGUCAUUCUACAUUCAAUUGGUCUUACAUAGGAGUAAAUGUAUAUAGCAGGGGUCAGCAAGGUUUAUCUUUCUUGGGCCGGAUCGGUCCUGUGGAGAUCCCUCCGUGGGCCGGAUCUCUUGCAUGUGUGAGCACGCCCGCCUGCAAUUUUUGUGUCUGUCUCUGCGCAGAUGCGAUUUCUGCUGCCGCAGAAGUGAGGCCCCUUGCUGCACUGCGCAAGAUUAGUACAGUGCGUGAGCGGGCAACUUGGUUUGGGGGCGGCUCGUGGGCCUGUCAAACGACCUCCACAGGCCGCUUCCGGCCCAUUGGCCUUAGGUUGGUGACCCUUGGUAUAUAGGAUUGUGGUCUAAAUAACACUUAGCUGCAUUGGGGCAAUCAUAUCAGCUUAAUAAAGCUAGAUAUGAACAAGCCUUGUACCCACACAUGCAGCCCCUUCCUUCUAUCCUUCUCAGUGUGUUGCAAUCGAUCCUUGGAAAUCCGUGGGAACCAUAAUUUCCAAUUAACAUCCAAACUGAUAACCUGUGGUUACCAGCUUUGGUAAGGACAUUCAGCCGACUUCAAACCCUGGUUUUAAGAUCCUGGCUUGUUCUGAACCUGGUAACCAUAUUUUCCCAGAUCAGACAUAAUGGGAAACUUUCUGAAUUACCACAACACAACACAAAAAGGAACAGGGAAGCAGCAGUGCAGGUACAGAGCAUGUGAACAAAAGACUCGUGCUUCUUAAACCAAGAUAGGAUAAUCUAAACGCAGCCAAUGGUCGAUGCCAUUCUUACACAAUUGUGUUUGGAUGUGUCUCUGAUUCUAAAUUCAUACUUUCUUUUCUUAUAGGUCAUAUUGGAAUGCUUCAAGCUACACAAAUGACCCAGGAAGUUACAAUAAGGGAUUUGGAAUCAGAAAAAUCUAGAUUAAAGGAGAAACUGUCCCAGCUAGAAGAUGAAAGAAAUCUAUUACAAAGCAAAACACAGAGCCUGGAUGAAAGACAAAGGCAACAAAUUCUUGCACUGGAGAAGGUAAAAGAAGUAAUGCUUUUUCAAAACGAACAACUUCCGAUUCAACAGUCCUAAAGUGGAGGGUGGUAGGAGGAAAUACUGUGGUGGAGGAGCCACUUCCUAAGCCCUACUUCUUUACGCUGGCCACAGAACACUGGGAAUUUGAGGGAGGGGAUAUUUUCUGUACCCUCUCCCUCUGUUUAUCCUUUUAAAAACAUUUUCUAUUAACACUAAUGGGACAGGGAAACAUAUCUGCUCCAACGCCGACUUACCUCUUUGGUCUUUAUGAGAGGGGUGUCAAGGCCUCACCCAGAAUGCUUUAUUUCUAGGCCCACUGUCCCUGAGACACUUCCAGUACUACAGCAAAGGUGGAGUUUUCAGCUGCCAAGAGAAUAUGGGUGGAGUCUUGUAUAAGACAGAGAAUGGUGGUAGAGCUGCAGAAUUGAAGGUCAUAGGCGGGGACAAAGAUUACAUUGGAAAAAAUGGAUGAUGUCAUGAGUUCAAGUUUGUUUGUUUGAAUCAACAGAAAGUGAAUGAAGCAAGGGAAACACAACGAGAAUAUUAUGAGAAGGAGCUGAUAAAACUGCAAGCUAGGCUGGAAGGGGAGGCUGCACAAUUAAAUGAGGCUCAUUCUAAGACCUUGGAGGAGUUGGCAUGGAAACAUCAUACUGCUCUUGAGGCAGCACAUAGCACUGCUAACAAGGAGAAAAAGAAACUGCAAAUGGUAAGAGAACUAUAAUGUGAGGACUGUUCUUAGUUUUGCUGUAUGAAAAAGAUUUUGAAUUAAAAAAUCAAGUAUAUAGCAUACCUUAGUUCCAGAUAUUUACCAGUCCCAGUACUUUCAUGAAAGCCCUCAGCUGACAUCUUAAAUUUUUACAUUUUUUAUCCUUGUGCUUGGGUAGUUUCACUACAGAAUAACAUCUUGAAAUUAAAUAUUUUUAUUAGACCAGAAGUUUCUAAAACUCUCAUCUAUGAAAUGGCAUAUUUGGCUCAAACCUUUGUUUGUUUAGAAUUACCCUAAUUUUGGACUUGUCCAGAUGUUGUUACAAAUUUACUAAUAUUCUGUCUCUUCUGCAUGUUGGACUCAUUAGAAUGGGGAAAAGGAGAAACAUUUCCAGCACUUUUAUUAAAUAUUAUUUGUGUCAACAGCAGGUCUCUCUGUUUGUCUUAUAAGUAAUACAUAGAACAACCAUGAGCAUUAGAAAAACAGACUAAUAUGAGUCCUGCUUCAGUAUGUAAUGAACCUAAACAGGCAUUUCUAUUGUUUUUCGUUCUCUUAAGGAGUUGGAGCAGCACUUUGAAAAAGAGAAGAUACAUUUUGAAGACGAGAAGAAUCAGCUUCGACAGCAGUUGGAAAACCUGAGGGAAGAACUGACAACCAAGCUGACUUCAUCCAAUCAGGAGGCAAGAAUCAGCUUAGUCAUAUCAGCUAACUGUCAUGUGCAUUAGACCACUUUUAACCAAUACUGAUAUUUUCUUUAGUCAGUGUUUUAGAGCUGUAUGUUUAAGAUUUGCUCUAUUCUAUUUUGCUUUUUAAAUAUAUUUUUAAAAAUAUAGUUCUUAUAUUCAUGACUUUUAUGAAUGGUGUAGAGAAAAGGAAGGUUGUUCUCUUCUCUGAUAAUGCUAGAAUUUUCUGUCAUGACUUGGUAAUGACCACUAGACUGGUUUAAUCACAUUUAUUAAGGAUAGCUAUAUUGGUGGCAACAGCCAUGGGUAGCUAAACAUGAAAUCUCCAUAUUCAAAGGCAGCAUACCUCUGAAUAUCAAAUACUAGGGACAAACAGGGAGGAGAAUGUCAUCUCCAUGCCCUACUUGUAAAAAGCCAGAGGCAUCUGGUGGCCACUGUUGAAAACAGAAUUUGCUACAUUGACCUUGCUCUAAUCCAGCAAGAAUUCUUAACUUCCCAUGUACAGUAAUUGUAUUUCCCCCAAUGUUUUUUUUUUAAAAAAUGCAAAUGCUUUGCUUAGUAGUUGCAUAUAUACUCCAACCUUCUUCUAAAGAGCUCAGGUUAAUUUACAUAGAUUCUCCUCAUUUUACAUUCAAAGUAACCCUACAAUGUAUUAUAGAUUUAGAUAGAUAGUGUCCUGAAUAUUCUAAGACCACGACUAAGUGGCUGGGGGGAUUUGAACCUGGAUUUCUUGGCCCAAGUUCAGUAUCUUACCCAUGACAGCAGCAUCCCCCAAUCUGGGACCCUCCAGUGUUGGACUCACAACUCCCACAAACCCCAACCAGCAUGCCCAGUGGUAAGGGAUGUUGGGAGUUGUAGUCAACAACUGAAGGUCAGCAGUUUGGGGAUGUCUGCAUUAUAGCUUCUUUUUUUAUACAAACAAAGGCAUUCAUACAGUAUACCAGGGCGGAGAACCUGUUUCAGUCUGAGGACCAUAUUUCUUGUGAGCAACAUUGUGCUAAGUAUUUCUUAUUUGUAAUUUCAUUUGUACAUUCAUUUUUAAUAUACUAUUUUGCAGUCCUGAAGAGGAGUGGCUUUUUAUUUUAAACAACUUGAUAGAGAUGGUAUAUUGGUUAGUAACAGGAAAAUCUAAUGUUUAUUGCAUUCUUAAGAUGCUCUUUUAAAAAUACUGUUAUUGAACUAUUGAUCCUUCUCAUAAAAAAUAAUUAUAUGCUCAGCUUCAGAGUUACAAACUAACAUUUUUAAAAUGUCAGUUUUACAGAUAAUAAUGUCGCUUAUAAGUUGUCACAGAAAUGGUUCAGUAUCCAGAAAAAGCCAAUUAAGCCAAUUUGUCAUUUUAAAACUAUUUCAUUAAAUUAUUCAUUAUUUCAUACAAACACUAAUAAAUAGCUUAUAAAUGGAUUAGGGACUGCUGAGAAUAAAAGCUGCUUACUUAUUGCUGCAAUCCUCUACACAUCUACCGUAAGUCCUAUUUUUUUAACUUGUGAGUAGACAUUUAUAAGAUUCUGCUCUUAGCGUCUAAACUGUUGCAGAACAAAGUGGCCCCACAUUUGCACUGAACAAGAAGGGAGUAAAAUAGGAUCCCAAUGGGUCACCAAAGGCAGGAUCCCCAGGAGAUUUAUUUAUUUAUUUAUUUAUUUAUAUAUAUUUAACAACAUUUACAUACAGUCAUACCUCGGGUUACAGACGUUUCAGGUUCCUUUUUUUAAGGUUACGGACUGCCAAAACCUGGAAGUACAGGAACGGGUUACUUCCAGGUUUCGGCAGUCGCCCAUGUGCAGAAGCUCUAAAUCGCACUUUGCGCAUGCGCAGAAGUGCCGAAUCGCAACCCAUACGUGCGCAGACGCUGGUUGCGAACUCUGCGGGUUGUGAAUGUGCAUCCCGCACGGAUCAUGUUCACAACCCAAGCGUCCACUGUACUGCUUUGCUGUGAAUAAAACCUCGAAGAGGUGAUGAAUGUUUGCCUAAGUAUAGUCUCUUGGGAGCAAUCUUUCAGAUGCAAACAAUGAUGCCAAGAUCAAGGUCCAAAGAGUUACUACAGGCAUGUAACAAGGACUUGUACAUGCCUAGGGAGAUUUUGUAUUCCUUUGAAUUGUAAAUAUCCAGUCUCAAAAGCAAUUUCCAAUGCUAUGUGGUGUACUGCUGUGAAAUACAAAAUCCAAAGCCAUGUCGAUCAUGUAAGACCAAGUGCUCAAUUCUUGGUCCAAAUUAUACAUUUUAUCAAAGGUUGCCAAAGAAUCAAAAGGAUGCUAUUUCCCUUUUCAACAUCUAGGCCGAGAUUCUCAGUCACAACUGCAAUUUCAGUCUUGCUGCAUACCCAGGUAAAAAGCCAGGCAAGAAGGUUUAUAUGUAGCUGACAGUAUCUGUGUAUGUCUGAGUCUGCAGACUGUCCACCUAUUCAACAACUUUUCUUAGAAAAUAGAAUCUGAAGUUGGAGUGGUGGCUGGUGGACCGCUGGUGGACCGCUGGUGGAGAAGUGAAUAUGCAAAUGUAUAUAUACAGAGCGGAAGGCAAAUAACUGUAGAUGAGUCAUCUCUUUUCAAAGGGUGGUAUUGAUUACUUGUGUAACAAACAAUAAUGCAGCUUUACCAAGCUAGUUUUCAAAAUACAAUGAGUAAAAGUUCAAGUUUAAUUAAAUUCCUCCUAUGUUCAAGAACAUUGAUGGGUAUAUGAGGCCACUGGAUGAAGGGAUAUGGGUAUAUAGAGCUUCCAAGUCAGGCAAAAUAUGAGUUCUGCUUUGGAAAGUGGCACAUUAGUUACUCAUUCUCUAGGAGGAGAUUGUGUACUAGGUUCACUAUUUGCUUUGAAGACUCUUAAGGGAGACAUGUACUUCAUGGUUUAUUGGUUUUUAAACUUGAAACGGAAGGAUAAUUUUUCCUUAUUCACACUAUUGAUUUGCAUUUUCCUCACAUUCAGCUUCAUUGAUACUGUCAGUAGUUCUGAAUCGAAAGCUUAAUUUAGGGUGAUAUUUAUGCAUAAGCAAACAAAUACAAAAAAAGAGAAUAUUAACCAAAAUAUGUAUACUAGUCUAUCUCAUGCGGAUAUAAUUGGAAGUAAUCUGUAUUGCAUGUUCUUCAUGCAUUCCCAGUUGCAGGCAGCUGUUAUAUACUGCUAGCGUAUAUAACAAAGGUCCACUAUGUAGUGUUAAAAAUGUCUGAAGUUCUAUUUGAGAUAAUCCUUGCAAAAGUAAAGUUAUAAAAGAAUUGCCUUCCACAAAAUUCUGUUACAAAAACAUUUAAUAAUAAGGUUGGCAACUCCUGACUAAUACAAUCCUUUAGGAAAUAUUUCAAAAUACAGGUAUAGUCUCGUAAACGCAAGCUUGUCUCCUUACCAGAUAUUGAUGGGGUGAAGGCCAUGAGACUUCAAACAGCAAGUUGUGUGUGCUUGGAUGCAGUGCUGUCUACAUUCUUGCAGAAUACUGGUGUGCAUAAUGAAUAAAGCUUCAGCAUAUAGGGGAUAUAUCUUUGCAAUUGCCAACCAUGUUUGAAAUUACAGUAGCUCUUGGCAGCCCUCUCUUAUCUAUAAUAUUGUAUUUUAUAACCUGUUUUUUAAAAGACUAAAUCUUAGGAAACUGUGAUACUUGUGUUUGUUUGAAAUGUUUGGUGUAUGUUUGUUUUUUAAUAGUAGUGAAUAGUAAAAUUAUGAGUGGGGUUGGUUUUGCCUGUAUGAAGAUUAUAUUUAAAUAGGGGGAAAUAUGCACAAAAGUAUGUCAUGCUCAGUUAACUAUAUACUGAGUACUAUACUAUUCAGCAUACACAAGUUCAUAAUCUGAAAUUGUUAAACUAUCAAUACUUCUUUCUCUCCUUUUUGUAGAUGGGUCGAUUACAAGAUCUAGUAAGAAAAAGUGAACAGGGCCUUGGUACUGCAGAAGGGCACAUCUCCAAUCUCCAGGAAACCCAGGAAAUACUACAAAAAGAACUGGAGUUAACCAGGGCAAGACUGAGGGAGACCACUGAUUCUCUGUAUAAUGUUCAGGUAACUGCAGGAUACCAGCUCCCUCACUCUGAUUCAUGGCAACUGCUUUACACAUCUGAAGUUCCCUCUCCUUACACACAGAGAGAAGCUUUCCUAUUUAUUCUAAUGUCUACUGUAACCCCAUAUAUUUAUAUUCACUCAGAUGUGCUACUGUCCUCUAAACUAGAUGUGUUUAAAAGGAAAUUUGACAAAUUCAUGGGGAAUGAGUCUAGUCAUUAUGGCUCUAACCUCAGAUUCAGAGCUGGCAUGUCAUUGAAUGCCGGCUGCUGGAAGCAACAAGAGAAGACUGUAUCCUUCAUUUCCUACUUGUGAGCUUCUGAGAAGCAUCCAGAGGACACCUGUGGAAAAUAGGUUGCUGAACUAAUAGACCAUUGGUCUGAUUCAGCAGGGCUCUUAUGUUCUUAUGCACAUAUCAAGCAUCCUUUGCAUGUACCUAAAAGUUAUCAUGGAUCCUUGAGUCAGGAUCUGUUUUAUCUACAUAACACUGAUGAACUUGAAAAUCCUUGUUUUUUUAAUGAAUAGUUAAUAGGAACAAGCAACUCAAUUCAUACAAUUAAAAUAUUAUCAAAAUACAAAUUUUUAAGGUGUCAUUAAAUUAAUUGCAUAAAAAUAUACAAACUAAAACAUAUUCUUGAGCAGUCAGUUUAAAAAAUCACUAGUACUGCUUGAGCAUUCAGUAAAGGCACUAACAUUGCUUCCGAGCAAAAUAUUGUCAUGAAAUCAUUUUGUUGCUGCUUAUCUAUGUUUUGAAUUUUGUGUUCCUAGGGUGAACUAGACCAGGAAAGACAGCAGCAUGAAGUAAUGAUUGUAGCUAUGAGGGAAGAGGAAAAAUUCAAGGUUGACAGAAUGGCCCGUGAUCUAGAAAUAAAAUGGACAGAAAAUCUUCGGCAAGUGCCCUUUUUAUUUUAUUUUUUUUCUUUUACAACAAAGCAUGUAUUAAAUGCAGUUAUGUGACCAAACUGUGCAUUUCAAUAAUAUUUUUAUAGUGUUAUUAAAGGCCAGAAAGUUUUAGUUCUGCUUAUUCUUCUUAGGCAGGAAUGUACCAAACUUCGAGAAGAGUUAAGGCUUCAGCAUGAGGAGGAUAAAAAGUCAGCAAUGACUCAACUUCUGCAGCUAAAAGAGAGAGAGAAAAAUGCUGCCAGAGAUAGCUGGCAGAAGAAAGUUGAAGAUCUUUUGGAUCAGGUAACUGGAAUGAUUACUAGCAUGUUUUAUUACUGUUGUGAAAUUACAUCUGAAAAGGGAUAAAUUGUUGUAGAGCUAGUUGGAUGAUUAAGGAGGGAAAUCAUAUGCUGAAGUCGGUGGCCACUGUGUCUGUUACAGAAUUAUAUGAAAUAUAUGAAUAUGCUUUGAUUAGCAGUGAAUUGGGAAAUCUGUAAGGGCUAAGCCAUGGUAUCUGCUCUCUCCAAUGUACAACUGUGGACCUGAAGGACAGACUUUAACUGUAUGAUUCACAUCUGAGAGGACUCUAGCUUAAAAUAUUGGGGGAAAUGUUAUUAUUCACCAGUUUGUUUAUAUCCCUCUCCCUCAAAAGCUCGUGCUACUCAGAGCCUGAUGCAUAACAAUAAAAUCCAAAAUGAAAAACAUAAACGUAUUAAGCAUCCAUGCCCAGUGCAGCCCAACAGCUCACAAUAUACAAAGGAGAGGAGCUAAAUCCACAACAGCCAUCUGAACUAUGCACAUUUUGCAAAAAGCAAAAAUGUAGGUACUGAAGACUAUCCAGUAAUAAGUUUCUUGUUUGUUGCUGAAAUAUCUGUUCACAUUGGAAGCCACCUGGUUUUAUGUAUGGAAAUUCUUCAUAGGACCUUCAUAUGUUCUACAAAUGUUACCUGCAGAAAUCAAAUAAUUGUGAUAGGCUGUAUACAAAGACAAAGACUUAUUUAAGGAUGGACAGUUUGAGACUUGUAAAAAUUAUGCAGCAGACAAAGCAUAGGGAUGGGUGUCACAGGAAGGAAACAAUAAUUUCAGCAUAGUUUCCACUGGAACGCAUAUGUCUUCCAUUAAUGGAUACUGGAAGAUUUUUUAUUGCAUCAUAUCUUUGAUGGGUUUCAAAUUAAUGAUGCCCCCUCCUGAAAGUAGUGAGUUAACUUUACCAAAUAUUCCUGUUCUGCAACAGAACUAAAAAGCAUCACACACACAAAUUAAAUACAAUAAGCUAUGGAUUUUGAUGUGUUCAGGAAAAAGUACAUUUAUAGGUGCAUUUUAGAAAUGUGGUAAACAGAAUAUGGUUUAAUCCUUAAAUCCUAUGAUCAGCUUGUCUGAGAGUAGGUCCCAUUGAACUUAUUGGGACUAACUUGUAAGUAGAUAGCCAUAAAAUUUCACUGUUUGUUUAUUAAAAUGUUUUUGUAUCACCGUUUGGCUAUAACAUGGGCCACUAAGCAAGUUUGCAAGAAAAGAAAAUACAGUUUAAAACAAUAAUAUAAGUAACACAUUAAAACAAAAUAUCAACUUAAAAAACACUAAAAGCCAAACAAAAAAAAUAUGUUUAAAAUUAAGCAGGGAUGAGGCCAGUCUAAUGUCUCUAGGAAGGGAGUUUCAUAAACUGAGGUGCCAGUACAGAAAAUACCCUAUCUAGCAUCCUCACCAAUUGGAUCUCUUUUGUGGGCCAUACAAAAGGGUUUCAGAAAAUGAUUUCUGCCUCUGGAUUGGUUCAUAUUGGAGGAGGCAGUCUUUCAGAUCCCCUCCCAUAAGCUGUUGGCUUUAUAGGUAACCACCAGGACCUUAAGUUGGGCCUGGAAACACCAAACAAGGUUGGUGUCAUAUGGUCUUAGAAACAUACACAAGAAAGCAAUCUGAUUGCUGCAUUGUGUACCAGCUACAGUUUCUGAACACACUUAAAAGGCAACAGCCUCAUAUAGAGUAUGUUGCAAAAAUCUAGCUUGAAGGUGAUAUAUCGGAGCUGCCUUCUCCAGAAAAGGGUUGACACACCAGCCAAAACUGGGCAAAAGCAUUCCUGGAUACAGCAGCUGCUUUGGCAUCAAGGAGCUAUGCUGGAUCCAGAAGCACUGCCAAAGAGCAAAGCCUAUCCUUCAAAUUGAGUGCAAUCCCAUCUAGAACAGGCUGUACUCACAGUCCUAAAUUAGCUUGUCUGCUGACCAACAGCACCUCUCUCUUGUCUGAAAUUAAUUUGUUAGUCCUGUUCUGUCCCUCGGGUCCAAAUACAGACCAGGGUGAUGAAUUGACUGAUGGCCCGAUGGUCCCAGUUGCAGGGAUUCCAAAGAAAGAUGCACAAAUCUUCAUAGUGAUCAUAGAAUCAUAGAAUCAUAGAAUCAUAGAGUUGGAAGAGACCACAAGGGCCAUCGAGUCCAACCCCCUGCCAAGCAGGAAACACCAUCAGAGCACUCCUGACAUAUGGUUGUCAAGCCUCUGCUUAAAGACCUCCAAAGAAGGAGACUCCACCACAUUCCUUGGCAGCAAAUUCCACUGUCGAACAGCUCUUACUGUCAGGAAGUUCUUCCUAAUGUUUAGGUGGAAUCUUCUUUCUUGUAGUUUGGAUCCAUUGUUCCGUGUCCGCUUCUCUGGAGCAGCAGAAAACAAUCUUUCUCCCUCCUCUAUGUGACAUCCUUUUAUAUAUUUGAACAUGGCUAUCAUAUCACCCCUUAACCUCCUCUUCUCCAGGCUAAACAUGCCCAGCUCCCUUAGCCGUUCCUCAUAAGGCAUCAGUUUCCAGGCCUUUGACCAUUUUGGUUGCCCUCCUCUGGACACGUUCCAGUUUGUCAGUGUCCUUCUUGAACUGUGGUGCCCAGAACUGGACACAGUACUCCAGGUGAGGUCUGACCAGAGCAGAAUACAGUGGCACUAUUACUUCCCUUGAUCUAGAUGCUAUACUCCUAUUGAUGCAGCCCAGAAUUGCAUUGGCUUUUUAGCUGCCGCGUCACACUGUUGGCUCAUGUCAAGUUUGUGGUCAACCAAGACUCCUAGAUCCUUUUCACAUGUACUGCUCUCAAGCCAGGUGUCCCCCAUCUUGUAUUUGUGCCUCUCAUUUUUUUGCCCAAGUGCAAUACUUUACAUUUCUCCCUGUUCAAAUUCAUCUUGUUUGUUUUGGCCCAGUUCUCUAAUCUGUCAAGGUCGUUUUGAAGUGUGAUCCUGUCCUCAGGGGUGUUAGCCACCCCUCCCAGUUUGGUGUUGUCAGGGGUUCAGGAGCAGAGGCAAGGGCAAGGGAGGAAACAGAGAGUGAGGGGGAGGAGGCAGAAGAAAAGAUGAGUGAUGACGACGACCCGAGAUCUCCGAGUCUUUCCAGUGAAUCAGAAGAUUCACAGAAAGGAGCACCAGUGGCCAGGGCAAGGGGGGAGCCUAGGGGACGCCCCAGGAAGAUAGAGCCAGAGGGGACUCAGAGGGGAGCAGUUGGAAAUCGGGACCAGCGUCACCGCCAGAGAGCAGGGAAGAGGAAGGGAGCCAGGGAUCUAGCGCUGGCAGCUCACAACAGGGGGGAGGGCACGAGUCAGGAGUGGCCACACCUCCAUCGGGGAGCGAAGAAACGGUCAGACGGAAGGUGGAAGGUUGGGCGCGCGCGCCAAGUUCAAAUGCACAGGAAGGUGGCACAGUAGGCAGCCCGGAAAGGGAGCCAGGUCCUAAAGCCCGCCGAAAGGAGGGAGAAGAGUCAGGGGGGUCAGCGCCAGCGCCAGAGGAAUCCCGGAAAGAAGAGACCCCAGGGGCAGAGGGACCCAGAGAAGAACAGUCAGGCGGAAAAGGUGGAGCAGGGCUAGGAUAUUAAGUUGGUGUACAAGGGGCGGAGACUCAGACGGAGCUUCGCCGGUCUAACCAUGAGACGUAGAGUUGCACGCAGCAGUUUGAGAAUGGAAACUGUAACUCAAUAAAGACUUUUGUUUAAUGAUCGCUGGCUAGCGUGAUCCUCUGUGAGCUAGGAUCUGGAAGCAGCUCUGACAGUAAGCUCCGUCUCUUUAAAUUGUGGGCAUCUACAACCUCGCGGAGAGGAGAGAAAGCGGGUGCCUACUAGCGAGCUCACGAAAGGCAGACAAUAUGACGGCCGAACAGCAGAUAGCGGAACUCAGAGAAGCAGUGUCACGACUGAAUGCCGAGGCUCUUGCAUCCAGGAAGAGAGAGGAGGACGCAGCUGCCGCCUACAGGGAUCUCCAGGUCAGGUUGGAAGUGCUUACGAAGCAAGGGCAACUGACACCCAAACCGGAGGGGAUUGGGUUGGGGAGACGAACAGGCGGUCUGGUCUCUCACUUCGAUGGGAAUUUGCAACAGUACCCCAACUUUAGAGCAGAUGUAAUGUGUGCACUGCAACUGCUGGACAAAGACUUUAGAGAUGAGCAAGAGAAGGUGGAUUCAUCAUGUCCCAUUUGCAUGGAGAUGCUAAAGCAUGGCUGCGCAAUUUGUGGAGAGAUAAGGAUCCGGCGCUCCAAAAUGCGGAUGCCUUUAUUAAAGCGAUGGAUGGGUGCUUUUAUUCAAGCAUUGACGUGGAUCUUGCUCGGCAGCAGAUACAUGGACUGAAGCAAGGGAGGGCCAGCGUAAGGCAGUACCAUGCCCGCUUCGCUUUGGUCAGUGCUCUGGAAUGGGACAGAGAUUCGGCUCCUGUAAGAGACCUGUUUUGGGAGGGAUUGCACGGCUCGGUUAAAGAUGAAAUUGCGAGGGGGGAGAGACCCCGGACCACGCAGGAGAUCGUUCAGAGGGCGCUGGCGGUGGGGUGCGGCUGGAAGAACGUCCGUGGAGCAGGGACGAAGGGCGUGGAGGGCGCGAACCAGCCAGGGGCUCCUCCUUCCUUCCCAGAGAAGCAGCGCGUGCGCAAUCCACGCCUCCGCCAGGAGGAGGAGCGGAACCUAUGGAGGUUGGAGGUGCAAGGGCUCAGUCAGCAGCCAGAGCCCUAGCACCGGCAGCAGUGAAAGCGAAGCCUCCUAGAGGGAACAGGAAGUGUUACAUCUGCGAUGCUCCACAGCAUAUGGCGAAAGAGUGUCCCCAGAGGCUCCACAAGCACACUGCAGCUUCAGCAAUGGUAACUGCAGCAACGCAGCAAGGAGAACCACAGCAGGGAAACGACGGAGUCUGGUUGGAGGAAGAGGCACUGGGGCCCAGCCAGACGUGUCAGUGAAGCAGUCCCCAGAGAUUUUACAGCCCAUGGACCCCCAACCCCCCAAAACCGUAGUGAGGCUCACCGCGUCGCUCCAGCUGCCCAAUGGGAUCACCAUGGACGUGCCAAUCACCAUUGACUCCGGAAGCACUGCGGACUUUAUAGGGCAGGACGGGGUCGACCGGCACGCUAUACAGUUGCUGCCUGCCACGCUGCCCCUGCAGGUUGUCACGGUGGAUGGCAGGGAGCUGCUAGGGGGGCAAGUGGUGAAGCAGACGCCACCAAUGGUGAUGCGGCUUGGGAAUCACAGGGAAAUCAUCAGCUUCAAUGUCACUCAACUAUCGGACACGCCCAUUGUAUUGGGCAUGAGUUGGCUGGACAAGCACAGCCCGACGCUGGCUUGGUACCAGAGGCAGCUGACCUUCGGCUCUUCCUUUUGCGCUGAACACUGCAUCGUGCCCCGGCAGGAAGGAGAGGAAGAGGAGUCACAGCUGCAGCUAGGCACGCUGCAAGCGGUUCCCCACAAGUACGCAGAAUUUUUGGAGGUUUUCUGCGAGAAGGAGGCAGACAGGCUACCCCCACAGACCAUAUGACUGCAAAAUUGACCUGCUGCCGGGGGCGGCGCUGCCCAAAGGGAAGCUGUAUUCCAUGUCUGAGGACGAACUGCAGGAACUCAAAGAGUUCAUAGAUCAUAAUUUGGAGCGCGGUUUCAUCCGAGAGUCCAAGGCAGCGGGGGGGCAGUCCGGUAUUCUUUGUUAAGAAGAGGGACACGCCCCAGAAAAGACUUGUAGUGGACUAUCGCAUUUUGAACAGCGUGACCAAGCCAUCGGACUUCCCCAUGCCCCGAAUCGACGACCUCCUCGCAAAGGUACGGAAGGGCAGCGUGUUCACUAAGUUGGACCUGCGAGGGGCGUACAACCUCAUUCGCAUGCGGGAAGGAGAUGAGUGGAAGACAGCCAUGUUCACGCCCCUGGGCACCUACGAAUAUAGAGUUAUGCCUUUGGAUUGCAAAAUGGUUCCCACGCUUUUCAAGCUGCUCAUGCAUCACGUGUUGGCGGGGCUCCUCUACAAGACGUGCGUCUGUUUCUUGGAUGACAUCCUGAUCUUUUCGGAAUCGCAGCAGGAGCAUGACAGACACGUCAAGGAAGUGCUGAGCAGGCUACAGCAACAUAGGCUUUACGCCAAGCUGGAGAAGUGCCAACUCGACGUGACGGAGGUGGAUUUCCUGGGCUACAAGUUGUCUGAUAAAGGGCUCGCCAUGGACAGCGCCAAGGUCCGAGCAGUGUUGGAUUGGAAAAGCCCACGCAACCGGAAGGAGGUCCAACGGUUUGUCGGCUUUGCGAACUUCUAUCGCAAGUUUAUCAAAGGCUUUGCCAUGCAGACAGCGGCCAUCACGGACACGCUCAGCUCCAAGAAAAAGAAGUUCAUCUGGACAGAGCAGGCGGAGCAGUCCUUUCAGGCACUCUAGCCGCCUCUUCGCGUCGGAAGGGCAACUGCUUCAUGUCAACCCCAGCAAGCCGAUGAGGGUGGAGACAGACGCUCGGACAGAGCCGUGGGAGCAGUCCUGCUGCAGAAGGACCCGCAGGGGGUUUGGAGGCCGGGAGCGUUUUACUCAAGGAAGCUCAGCAAGUCCGAACAGAACUACACCAUCUGGGACAGGGAGUUGCUGGCCAUUCAUGCAGCGCUCAAAGCGUGGAGGCACUUCCUGAUCGGCGCCAAGCACACGGUGCAGGUCUGCACGGACCACAAGAAUCUAGAGCACUGGCGCACGGCACAGUUCCUGAACCAGAGGCAGAUACGUUGGGCUGAGUUCUUUGCGAAUUUCGACUUCCGAAUAGAGUAUGUCCCGGGGAACACCAACAUCAUGGCGGAUGCUCUCUCCCGUAAGCCGCAGUAUCUGGAGGAGGCAACGCCAGCGGCCGCCAUGCACAUCUUCGCACCGACAGUGUGGGCGUGCACGGCGGCAACAGUUGACCUGGAGGCGGUGCGACGAGCGUUGCAGGAUGACUCCUUCGCGCAAGCAAAGAUGGCAGAGGCGCACAGGGGCACGGCAGCGACCGACGAGUUCCAGCUGCGAGAUGGUUUGCUCAUCCGUAAAGGGGCCAUCUACGUGCCGGGAGACGAACUUCGCGCCAAGGUACUGCAGCAGCUGCACGACGCGCCCACUGCCGGGCACUUUGGCAAGGAGAAGACGGUGGAAUUAGUAGCCAGAGACUUCUGGUGGCCAGGAAUGAGAGGGGAAGUCGCGGACUACGUGGCGAGGUGUGACACCUGCCAGAGGGCCAAACCAGUGCACAGACCGCCGGCCGGAUUGCUGGAACCGCUGCAAACUCCGCUCGCACCAUGGGAGAGAGUGGCCCUGGACUUUGUCACGGAUCUGCCCAGCUCGAGGGGCAAGACGGCUGUGCUGGUGGUGGUGGACUUGUUCUCCAAGAUGGCACAUUUCAUUCCGUGUGCGAAGGUGGCCACGGCGGAACAAACCGCCAAACUGUUCAUAGACCACGUGUUCAAGGUUCACGGUCUGCCGCGGUCUAUUCUGUCCGACCGAGGGCGACAGUUCAUCUCGAACUUCUGGCAGAGGCUGAUGGGCUUCCUGAACGUCAAGAUCAACCUGGCGUCGGCUAGACACCCGCAGACCAAUGGGCAAGCGGAGCGGGUCAAUGCCAUCAUGCAGCAGUACCUGAGAUGUUAUGCGAAUCAACAGCCUGCGACGUGGGUGGAUUACCUGCCUCUCGCCGAGUUCGCCUACAACAACACGAAGCACGUGUCCACGGGGGUCACGCCGUUCUUCGCCAACAACGGGAGGCACCCCAGAACCUUCCCGGGACUGGAAAGAAUGGGGGAGGGGAGCCGCAGACAGCAGAUGCAUUCGCGCCGGAGUUGCAGGAGGUCCACGAUCAGCUGCGGCGGCACCUGGAGCUGGCUAAACACGCAUACAAGGUACAAGCGGACAAACACAGAAGGGUUGGCGAAGAGAUCCAUGUGGGAGACUGGGUCUGGUUAGCAGCCCACGCAGUGCCGGCCAGGUCGUUGGCGAAGAAGAAACUAGGGCAUAAACAACUGGGGCCCUACCAAGUCGAAGAACAGGUCAACCCGGUGGCUUUCAGGCUGGCUCUUCCGGAGGGUUCCAGGAUGCAUCCGGUGUUCCACAGAUCGGUGCUCACUCCAUACAAGGCACCUCACAGGUUUCAGGAACCAGGAACGGCACCGGGUCCGCUCCGAGAGAGAACCGGGCAGGGGGGAGUGGCACGGGAGGAGCGCAUCAACGAAGCCACGGAGAUUUUGGACUCCAGAUGGGGGAAGAGGGGUAGAAUACCUUCUCGCCAAGGAGGGCACCCCGGCCAGUGCCAACAGCUGGGUGCCGGGCUACGCUUAGACGAACCUCUGCUCAAAGAAGAGUUUCAUGCCCUCUUCCCACAUAGGCCAAUGCCAGCAGACUUUUCGACGACUGGCUUUUCACGCCCACGCUUUCAGCCAGCACGUCCGGGGUUCGACUCGGACGGGGACCCGACCCGAGACGCCCGUUCCCCGGGGGGUCACCCUCGGGAUCUGCUUCAGAACCCUCGUAUUGGUGGGAUGAUCGACCAGAGGAGCAGUUCCGCAGAAGGUGGCUGGAGGGUCCAGGACGAGCAACGUCUCCAGAAGGUAACGGGAGAGACGGACAUGGACGCUGGGACGACCCGGUUUCGAGCACGGCGGCACAGAGAUGGAAGCGGAGGUGACCGUCGUCAACGAGAGCAGGGAGGAAGAACCGGAAGACUUCAGAUGGCGGCCCGCCACGGGAAGCGAACUGUAUCCGACAUCCGUCCCCCUGACCCGGCAGCACCCCGAUCCCGCACCGGACGGUGGGGAGGGGGUAAGUGGGGGCUUCGCGGGGGGGAUGGAUGUCAGGGGUUCAGGAGCAGAGGCAAGGGCAAGGGAGGAAACAGAGAGCGAGGGGGAGGAGGCAGAAGAAAAGAUGAGUGAUGACGACGACCCGAGAUCUCCGAGUCUUUCCAGUGAAUCAGAAGAUUCACAGAAAGGAGCACCAGUGGCCAGGGCAAGGGGGAGCCUAGGUGGACGCCCCAGGAAGAUAGAGCCAGAGGGGACUCAGAGGGGAGCAGUUGGAAAUCGGGACCAGCGUCACCGCCAGAGAGCAGGGAAGAGGAAGGGAGCCAGGGAUCAAGCGCUGGCAGCUCACAACAGGGGGGAGGGCACGAGUCAGGAGUGGCCACACCUCCAUCGGGAGCCGAAGAAACGGUCAGACGGAAGGUGGAAGGCUGGGCGCGCGCGCUAAGUUCAAAUGCACAGGAAGGUGGCACAGUAGGCAGCCCGGAAAGGGAGCCAGGUCCUAAAGCCCGCCGAAAGGAGGGAGAAGAGUCAGGGGGGGUCAGCGUCAGCGUCAGCGUCAGAGGAAUCCCGGAAAGAAGAGACCCCAGGGGCAGAGGGACCCAGAGAAGAACAGUCAGGCGGAAAAGGUGGAGCAGGGCUAGGAUAUUAAGUUGGUGUACAAGGGGCGGAGACUCAGACGGAGCUUCGCCGGUCUAACCAUGAGACGUAGAGUUGCACGCAGCAGUUUGAGAAUGGAAACUGUAACUCAAUAAAGACUUUUGUUUAAUGAUCGCUGGCUAGCGUGAUCCUCUGUGAGCUAGGAUCUGGAAGCAGCUCUGACAGGUGUCAUCUGCAAAUUUGAUCAGGAUGCCCUUGAGUCCAUCAUCCAAGUCGUUGAUAAAGAUGUUGAAUAAGACCGGGCCCAAGACAGAACCCUGUGGCACCCCACUAGUCACUCUUCUCCAGGAUGAAGGGGAACCAUUGAUGAGCACCCUUUGGGUUCGGUCAGUCAGCCAGUUACAAAUCCACUGAGUGGUAGCAUAGUCAAGACCGCAUUUUACCAGCUUCUUUACAAGAAUAUCAUGGGGCACCUUGUCAAAUGCCUUGCUGAAAUCAAGGUAGGCUACAUCCACUGUGUUCCCUUCAUCUACCAGGCUUGUAAUUCUGUCAAAAACGAGAUCAGGUUAGUCUGACAUGACUUAUUUUUCAGAAAUCCAUGCUGACUAUUGGUGAUCACAGCAUUCCUUUCUAGGUGCUCACAAACUGUUUGCUUAAUGAUCUGCUCCAGAAUCUUCCCUGGUAUUGAUGUCAGACUGACUGGGCGGUAAUUAUUUGGGUCCUCUCUUUUCCCCUUUUUGAAAAUAGGGACAACAUUUGCCCUCCUCCAGUCUGCUGGGACUUCGCCUGUUCUCCAGGAAUUCUCAAAGAUGACUGCUAUCAGUUGUAGUAUUUUAUAUUACAGGUAUAGCAAGAUACUCACAUACUGCAAUGUAAUGCAGGAUUCCUUGCCGCUGAAGUGGCAAGCAGCACUUUGGCUUCGUCCAUGAAGUGCUAAUCAUAUAUGGUUUACUUAUUAAGCAGGCAACAAUGGUCCAAUUAACUCACACCUUGCUUAGAGGCCCCUUCCCAGCUCUUAUCCAUCUCUCAGAUAAGCAAGCAGCUGACAAGCAAGCAGCAUGAGAAGCCUCCUCUAUCCCAAAGAAGGCUUCAAACAAGCAGAUAAACAUGUGUGAUCUCAUGUUACAGCUCACACCAAUUAGUCCUGGGGUUAUCUUGACUACCAAGAUAGCAGUUACAGGCCUUCCGGGACAUUUGCACCUUUUGGUUCUACACAGUCCCCAACCAGGCCUUCACUGUAUUGAGAUAAUGGUUCAGAAUGUGGUCUCGUAGACUUCAUUUGGAAAUUAGAGAUAGAACUAAGUAUCACGGGCUUGAGGACACAAAAUAAUAUCUUUGCUUUCCCCAUUAAGGGGAAAGAAAUAGGGCUGAAAAGUAUGUUAGACUAUGAGGUAGCUCUGAUAGAGAAUAUAGGUGAUCCUGACUGUUAGUAUAUGCACACACACACACACACACACACACACACACAGAGCAAACAACAAUUCAGGAUCACAUCCAGGACUUUCUCAACACACACAAAUAUUAGUUUGACUACAAUUAAGUCAUACUCAAAGUAGACACAUCAGUGGGCAUUGCUAACUUAAGUGCAUUAAUUUCAGUGGGUCUACUCUAUGUAGAUAACAAUUUCCUAGCAUUAAAUCAAAUAAAAUCCAAAGUAAACAAGCAUAAUGUCCCAAAUUUCAGGUUUAAAGGAUGUAUCUGACAUCCAAUCUCAGCAAGCAAAGAGUGUAGGACCCGCUUUUCAGAGGAGUAGUUCAGAGUUUGGAAUCUUAAUACAUCAAGCUGGCUUAGCCAUGAAUGUAGCUUUGCAGUUUCCUAGAUCUGGGAAUUAGUAUAGCUUAGGUUUUUUUUGUUAUUUGCUUCGCACUAAUCUGAAAUAACUGGUGCCUGAAUCAUAAAUCAUGUAUCCAGAAAUGAAAUUACCCAUCAUUCAAUUUUUAAAAUUGUAUUGAUCAUAUAUUUGUUGCAUCUGAUGUAUAUGGUGAUGUACCACUUAUACAUGCUGACAGUACAUCUUCAGCUUGUUAAUAAAUGGUAGGGGUGUGCAUCGGCUCUGUGUACCCUGAAUGUGAAACAGGGAAGGUUACAGUUUGUACUAUAAACAAGGCAUCUUGAGGUGGAUCACAGACUCCUAAGGCUUCUGUUACUCCGUGGCCUCUACUUUCCACACCCACCCUGCCCUCAAAAACCAAAACAAACUGACUGGGGAAACGCCAAGAGCUUGAGAGGGGAGUGGAUAGAGAGGUGGGGGAGAUGUUUCAUUUUGAUGGACAGGUCUUCUAUGAAUCAGUAUGAAUUAUUUUCCCAGGGUACUCCAAUCACAGUGAUGUGUGAGACAUUAAAAACUGCUUGUUUUUCACAAAACAAGUCAAUGAAGAGGUCUCUUUUGUAGCCCCAAAAAUCCAUGGGGAGAGGCAGAAGCCCACCCUAUCAAUGACCCUUGGAGUAACAAGGGUCAUUUCUUGGGAAUCUACGCUAUUUUUACAUCAUGGUUGCUGCUUUCCAAGAGUCUCAUAGUACUCACUCUGAAAUAGUAAGAUCUGCACUUGUAGGAGAACUAUUACAUGUAUCAUUCUGAAAUUUUGCAGCCUUCGUCCUCUCUGAAGGUAUGACCUAUUCUACAAACUGAAUCUAAUUAUGUCAUAACAUGAAAAAAAUACUUGUUUUUAAGAAAAUCAAUUUGUAAAGAUGCCGCACACAAAGUUCCCUAGUUGUAUCUGCUUACAAUUAGGAAGGCUUAAUCCACUAAGGAGGGAUUCUAUGCCUGCACAUUUCAUCCACUUCUGUGAAAAAAGUUAUAGCUGUUGUAGUUUCCUGAUUAUAGUGGACAGGGGAAAAGAAAACUUAAUUUUCAAUAGGUUUAAUUCGAUCUCCAAUAAUGUCAAGUUGGAAAGACACAGAAUGGUUCUGAAACAAAUUGGACUGCUUCCCAAAGACAGAUACAAAUUGACAAUUGUGACCAGUGCACACCCCUAUUAAAUGACAUUAAAGUAUUAUAUGUAGAAUGUAAUUUUGCUAUGGAUUGACAAUUUAAAAUACAUAUUUUAAGGAACAUCCAUAACUAAAUCUUUAAAAAAAAGUUUCAGUUGUGUUCCAAAUUAUUUACAGAUUGGUUUGAGUUUGGCAAUAAAAUAGAUGUCGAUGUUUAAUCAUGUUGCCACCUUGUUUAAAACGAUGGCAAAAUGUAUGUCAAAAUAUAGCUGAACAUUUGUUUAAAAUGUUUGAAGGGCUUUUGUUAACAAAAUAUUAAUAGUGAAAUGCAACAGAUACUUGGCCAUUCUUCCAGAGUAUAUUUACUGAAGUAGAUGUGUCAAUUUGGAUCAAAGGAAAAAAAUAUUUAAUACAGGAGCAUGAUAAAAUCCUUGAGCAUACACAAAUUUCCUCCCAAUAUUUAACUCUUAUAAAAAUGGGACCACAAAUUGUAUUUAUGUGAUUUUAAUAUGUUCAGUGGAUUUCCAUAACAAGCCAUAGCAAAAAUGUUCUGUGUCAAUUUCGCCCAAUUUUCAACAUAUUUUUCCUUCUUAAAUUAAUAUAAUGUUCUGUGUUUUACUGUCCCUUCUUUAUUCCAUCUUCUUAGUUAUUUCUGAAUAUUUCCCUUUAUUCCUGUGAUCUUUCCUUCAUAGCGGCACUGUCUCGGUGAAGCUUUGCAUAAAUCUAUCAGCAAUGUAAGUGAGUUGCACUUACAAUAUGUACAUGAGGGCAUGCUUGCACUUCUCAGCUUGCAUACUGGCCAGUGCUGCUUCAGAGCCUUUGAAAUCAGUAAAGAAAUGUUGUUCAAGGGAAGAGUUUACACAUUAAUUUCAUAAAAAGCUCUGCGCUGCAUUCAUUCAUUCAUUUGUAUGUGUAUGUGUUAAUAUCAUUUGACAUUAAACAUCACACAGUCAUUUUAUGUGAUGUAAAAGCAAGCUUGCAGGCAGUACAUUUGCACAUUAUAAAGCUUUUUCUAAAGCAUGGAAAUGUGUGGUACCGUGUUACAAUUUAAUAUAAAUAAUGCAACUCAGUUAUGGUUUGGCUACUAUAUUUCAUUCUGUUAUUUCUACAAAGAUUUAAAAAUCAAUGAGUGGGAUCUCAAUGGUCACCAGAAGGUCAUACGCUAUUAAGUUUAUGCAAUACAUACACACAUGAUGUAGCUUCUCUAUCUUUCACUUACUUUGUCACACACAUACAUGGCUGAAAAGCCACUUGUGAUGGUCAGGAGACCUUUCAGAGAGGUGUGUAAUGCAAUGGGCUGUGAUGCAGCGAGGAAUAAAUCACUUGUUCCCCUUUUUGCAUAAGGAAGUGCCUUUCACUUCAUUUAAGGCUGUUUGGAUCCUUGCUAACAUUUAAACAUAAUGUUUAGGAAAACUCCCUGGAAUAUUGACUUUGGUCUUUAGGAUAAUCAAAACAGUUGAAGAUCCCCUGCGGCAGGGAUGAGAAAUGUACAGCUCUUCAGUUACUGAUGGACUCUUAUCUCCCUUUAGCCCAACAAGGCAGUGUGGCUAAUUGUUAGGGUGGGUCGCAGCACGUUCACCAUCCCUGCCCUGUGGCAAUUAAUUUAUGAUUUUUUAAAAAAAGUUUGUAGGUAGAGCUUUUCCUAGAAUGACUAACAAUAGUUUGCAGGUACAGGGUGUCAUUUUAGUUGCAGGCUUCAUAGAGUUGCAUAGUAUUUUACAGCACAGAUAUCUGCUCAGAAAUAAAUCUCAUUGAGUUCACUGGUGUUUGCUUUCACUGAUUGGCUCUGCUGCUAGUGCCACUGCCUGCUAGGCAAGGCUUUCUAUUUCUUCCUGUCUCACCCUUCCUGCCUCUCUUAUGGAAAGGGUUAGGUUAAACUUAGGGGGGGAAAGUUACAGUAAUGACAGUUACUCCACACAGUUGGAGAAUCAGCUGCAGUAGAAACUAUAAGAAAACAGGCUGUAUGCAUGUUUCUCCACUGCCUACUCUUGGCACAGUUUGGAUUGCAGCGGUGGUUAAUAAUAAAAAUAAUAUUUAUUUAACAUUAUUUCUUAAGAAAUAAACUGUUUAACUCAAAUACAUUUUGACAAAAACUUAAAAUUUGUUCUUGUCCAAAUGGAAAGAUAAAAGAAGAGCAAAAAGGAUAUUUAUACUGAUUAACAUAAUUGGAUUAUUUCUAUUACUGCAUGUUAACUUGGAAAUCUACCUCAUCACUGAAUGGUUAUAUGAAUGUAAAAGAUCAAUGCUGGGGAAACAUUAACAUUCUGUGCAAUUUUAAUAGGGCUCUUUAUAUGAUGAGAUAUAUUAUGGAUCAUUAAAACUCUGCACAGUUACGGAACUUUUUUCAUAAUUUAUUAUCAGAUUCUAGUAGGUUGGUUGCCAUUGUGUCAACAAUAUAAUGCAAGGAUAGGAAAUGAGACAUUACAAUAGAUAACUAACAGAAGCAAAAGAAAAAGAUUUAAAAAUGUGGAAGCUUAAAAUAGAAUCUUUAUAUACAAUUUGUUCAUAUUAAGUGCUAGGCAGCUAGUAAUCCAGUCCACUUAUUUAAGGUGACCAAACUGAUUUUUAUCAUCCUUUUCUUCUACUUCAAAAUGGGAUAGCAAGUUUUAAAAAUUGAUUUAUAUGCAUAAAAUAAUAUAUUCCACGCAUGCAUGUAUUACACGUAAAAGUUUGUCCUUAAUUUUGCCACUUUUAAUGGAACUUCCAAUAGCAUAUAUUCUUUACAUAGUAUCUGCCUUGAUACGUUAAAAUUGGUAAUGAUUAAUUUAAUUCAUAUAAGAAAUAUGUUGCUUCCAGGUUUUAUUUAGAGAAUUGGACUAAUGUUCAAGUCUGUUCGGUGAUGUGUGAGCAGAAGCUGAAUAUACUAGGUAUCACAACCAAGAUAAAUGAUUUAGGAGGAACUUUAAUUGUAGACCUUGCACUGCAGGAACAUAUAAGUCAAGAGUAGAACUCUUGCUUUGGCCCUGUAUAAUGUGUAGCAAGUAGAGUGGAACACAGCAACAGGAAGGGGUAGGACUACUGUAGAUAGAAGUACUGUUUAAGGGUGGACAAGAAUUUUGGAAGGUUGGGGAGUGUUUGAACCUCUCUCAGUUCAGAAAACAUUAAGCCUAUUCCCUUUCAAAUUUUGCCUUGGCAGCUUGUAAUGGCUCCUCACCAGUUCUCUGAUCUGCCAGUUUCCAUCUUCCCCACUUAGCAGGUGUCCGAAGAGGGAUGUGAUACAUCAGCUAAUGCUGCUUCUAAGCUUUAUUUGCCAAUGUGUAAUCUGGGAAAUGCAGACUUUUCUCCCUCUUGACUCACUCAUUAAUCAGGAAGGAAAACUGCAGUUUAUAGAAUUAAACAUUAUUCUGAAAUGAAUAUAUCUGAGCAUGCUCAUAGUCUGCAUUGCUGACACUGGCAAGUGUAGGGUUGUUGUUGCUUUUCACUCCUGAGUCCUGUUCCCACUGAUAAUGGAGGGUUUGUGUAACCUCUGGCCCAUAGGCGCUAAGCCUAUUAGCCGCUAAGCCUUUAAUAGCCGCUAAACCGCUAAUAGCGCUAAUCUGCUAAGCCGUUAAUAGGGUUGCUUUGCAAGACGAAAAACCGCUAGACGAAGAUACUCGUGGAACGUAUUAAUUUCGUCUUGCGAGGCACCACUGUAGUACCUCAAGUUAAGAACUUUGCCCCAGGAUGAGAACAGAAAUUGCAUGGCGGUGGCAGCGGGAGGCCCCAUUAGCUAAAGUGGUACCUCAGGUUAAGAAUGGUUUCAGGUUAAGAACGGACCUCUGAAACGAAUUAAGUUCAUAACCAGAAGUACCACUGUACUUAAAUAAUUUGUAGUAGCAAAGUUAAGAGGCUACUCAAGUCCCUUUUGUUGUCAGGGCUCCUGCCCUAAAUCUUUUGUUCAAGGUUGCUAGUUCCCACAGAUACAUAAAGAAAACCAAGAAUGGGGGAAGGGAAAUUCUGAAUUAAAAAUUUAUCAUGACUGCAAGUUAAUUUUAGUGCAGGCACUAGAAUUUGUCGCAGCGGUCUUUCAGCUUGCUCGUUUAUAUAUGUAGUGUUUAUAUUAGCUUUUACAAAAUCUGAUCAGUAAUUAGAAUAAUUGCUUUAUUGUUUUACCUGUAUCACACUGUAAAUGUGUCUUCAUUUAAAAUCCUGCUAUAAUUUGCGAGUUCAAUCUUUAUAUUAAAUAUUACCACUAAUACAUACCACUAUCCUUACUAUACUGACUUUUUUUGUACUGUUUUUGCGGGACAGGGGGUGGGUGGGUGUGGAGGACUCCCUGGUCCUGAAUGGGGUAGCUGUGCCCCUGAAGGGCCAGGUGCGCAGUCUGGGAGUCAUUUUGGACUCACAGCUAUCCAUGGAGGCGCAGGUCGGUUCUGUGUCCAGGACAGCUGUCUACCAGCUCCAUCUGGUACGCAGGCUGUGACCCUACCUGCCCACGGACAGUCUCACCAGAGUGGUGCAUGCUCUAGUUAGCUCCCGCUUGGACUACUGCAACACACUCUACGUGGGGCUACCUUUGAAGGUGACCAGGAAACUACAACUAAUCCAGAAUGCAGCAGCUAGACUGGUGACUAGGAGCGGCCACUGAGACCACAUAACACUGGUCUUGAAAGACCUGCAUUGGCUCCCAGUACGUUUCUGGGCACAAUUCAAAGUGUUGGUGCUGACCUUUAAAGCCCUAAAUGGCCUCUGCCCAGUAUACCUGAAGGAGCGUCUCCACCCCCAUCGUUCAGCCUGGACACUGAGGUCCAGCGCCGAGGGCCUUGUGGCGGUUCCCUCACUGCAAGAAGCAAAGUUACAGGGAACCAGGCAGAGGGCCUUCUCGGUAGUGGCACCUGCCCUGUGGAAAGCCUUCCCAUCAGAUGUCAAAGAAAUAAACAACUAUCUGACGUUUAGAAGACAUCUGAAGGCAGCCCUGUUUAGGGGAGUUUUUAAUGACUGAUGUUUUAAUGUAUUUUUAGUCUCUUGUUGAAAGCCGCCCAGAGUGGCUGGGGAAACCCAGCCAGAUGGGUGGGGUAUAAGUAAUAAAUUUGUUUUGUUUUGUUUUGUUUUGUUUUGUUUUGUUUUGUUUUGUUUUGUUUUGUACUAUGAACCACUGCAGACUAAUGCAGAGCAUACUAAUGACUGCAAUGAUUUUAUCAGUUAACUUUAUCAAUCUGGAAAACCAUAUGCCCCACUACAAAUCUUAAAGGGGCUUCAGUCCACGCUGUUGUUUCAUGUGAGUUCAGUCUUGGAAUGGUGUUUCUCAAAUCAAAAUGACUUGGUAGCACCGUUGCAGAGUGAUGUCAUACCUCAGAAGCCUCUGCAGUGGAGCUUCAUUUUUUGCUAGUAAGAGUGCGUGCUGGAUUUAAAGUUGCACUCUCUUUUAUUGCCUGAUGAACGUGUCCUGGGUGGUGCUACAUAACUCACUCUGUGAGAAUCAUUGCCCAGAGCAGGAGUAGCCUGUGUGGUUUGUACAUUGCUCUCUACCCUGCUAGUACCCAUGUUGCCUAUUACUGGGCGUGUAGAAAAUAAUCUACUGAAUUGAAGGCUGCCAGUGGGCCUUUAGAUUGAUUUCUGAAGGCAUGAGCUAUGCCACAAAUUCAUAAUAAUGGCAUGUAUUACAGCUGGGUUAAAGGAUAUGAAUUUUCUUUAGAAGGUGCUGUAGAAUUAUUAGCAUUGAUUUUGGUAGUACAUAUUAGGCAAAAAAAAUUACAGAUAUUUAGUCUCUUGACUGCGGUGAUGGAACAGAAUCUUUUUUAAUUGAUAAGUAAUUUCUCAACACAAUGCUAUGCAUGUCUACAUGCAAGUAAGUUCAAUUGGGAUGAAUGGGGCUUACUCCCAGGUGUGUGUAGGAUUGCAGUUACAUAUCUAUACCCAUUUUGGCUCACUUCAACCAGGCCAGGAAAUGGGAUGGUGACAGAUUUUUCAUUCCUCACCUCUGCUGUUUAUUCCAAUGGAAGGGACAUUACUCCACCAUAUCCCCCCAGGGCUGAUGAAGUUUCAUGCCAUUUUUGAAGGUGUGUUGGAGAAACAAGGGGGCUUAAAAUCCUAUGGAUCUUUGACUGCUCCUGAUACGCACACCAAAAUGCCUCACUUUGGCCCCUACUACCAGUGGGACACCUAUAUCCUUGAACUUUUCAGUGGGUGUAUUGAGGUCCUCCAGCGGCUUAAGCGCCAUCCCACCAUUAGGACACUCUCUCUGCCAGUGGUGCAGCACUUGAAUUAACUUUCUGUGGCCACUGAACUGGCUUUCAGCUGGCUGUAGGAUUGCAAUCCACUAAACGUGUAUUGCACUUGACAUUCAAACAGCUGGUGAUGACACAUUGCUAAUCUGCAUUCCAUAAACUAUGUGGUAUUUCUUUGCUCAUUAGUUAUAGUUCAUAGUAAUACUUGAUUAGGCAUAUACUGUAGGUGACAUCCAGUGAUGUCUGGCCAACUUCCCAACAAAAUUGCUCACACAAUGGGACUUUCCCUUCCUUUCCUCCCCCCUGUAGUCCAUUGUGCAUGCACCCAGGUUCUGCUCUAUAGCGUCCCCCAUCUUUCUAGAGCAGAUUUUGAGGACACUAGAAGCUGGAUGGGAAAGGAAGAGAAAGUCCUGUUGUGCAAACAGAAGUUGACUUGCAUGCAGUUGGGUAUUCAAAUUUCUAUUAACCAGAAUGUAUUACUAAGCAAAAUAGGCCCCAAUACAGAGAGGAAAUGUUGAAAAAUGCAAGAACAUUUGUGAACACAGUACACCUGUAGUCUCUCCGCUGCCCACCAGCUUUCAUCUACCAUAUAAGAAACUGCUUGAUGCAGUGUGGGAGGGCUCCUAUUUGGCAAGGCAGGACACCACACUUGUGGAUCUCUGUACUUCUCUGUAUUGUGACCACAAUAAAAAAUCUCAAAUAUCUAUCAGUAAAUAUAAACACAGUGUUUAUAGUUUGAAUUUCUAGUUACCUUUGCUUUUCUGUGAAUUAGAUCUCCCUGUUGAAGCAGAAUCUAGAAAUGCAGCUUUCCCAGUCUCAGACUUCAAUGCAGCAACUUCAGGCACAAUUUAGCCAGGAGCGACAGAGGCUGGCCCAAGAGAUUGAAGAGCUAGAAGAAGAGCAUCAACAAAGACACAAGUCCUUGAAAGAAGCACAUAUCCUUGCAUUUCAGAACAUGGAGGAAACAAAAGAAGAAGAGCAAAAGGCAUGUUCAUUCAGUAUUUUGUAGCAUGUUAACAUUUUCAGAUUUCAGUAUGUUAACAUGAACUAUGAGAUAUUACUCCAGAGAACUUUUUUAUCUUCAUUUGAGAACUCAGAAGGCACCCAAAGAAACAUUGUACUGGGAGAAAGGCAGGGGUGGAGAGGCAUAGAGGAAACUACACAUGUGUGUUCUAACUUCUCUUGAACUGUAGGAGGGAUGUGUAGAGGUAUGAGUUACUCUUGAGGCCUUACCUCUAGGCCCAACCAAAGCCCUAACAACCCACAUUUUGUCCAGAAAGUGGGAAAAUGGAAAAGUGAGGGGGUUACACUCUAGGUUGUGGGAUUGGAGUUACAAAAAAAGAAAGGUUAAUAACAGCGGGUUGUUUUAUUAUUAUUAAUUAGCAAUCAUUUUGCCUCAUUGAUAAGAAUAUUUUUCUAUACACAUAGAGCAAUUCUCCUUUAAAUUUGCUAGGAACUUGAGGAACGUUUAAAACAGAAGCACUUAGAAGAACUUCAUGCGCUGAAAGAAGCACACAGGCAAGCUAUGGAUGCUUUCAAACUAGAAAUGGAACAGGAACUGCAGACUCUUCGCUUUGAACUAGAAGAUGAAGGGAAAGCUAUGCUUGGUACAGUAUUUUCAUGUGACUAUUUAAAACAUAAGCUAUUACUUCUGGUGCAGAAGGCAGAUAGCAUGUGCUGCCCAAUAUACAGAAAAAUGAAAAUGGGUGGUUUCCCGUGUGUUGGGCUACAUUUAGACUUUUUCUGAAGAAAAGCUGACUAUUCUCUAAGUAGUUGAUACCCACAGUUUUAUAGCACAAUUUACCCAUUUUAUUGGUGCAGUAUUGUUAUUUAUCACCUCCUGUUCAGGAUAAUGCUCCUGUUGUUGGUUUUUUUUUAAUGGAAACUUGUGCCAAAUUUGAGAAAUACACAUCUUCCUAUGAUAGUUUCAGACAGAUGUCUUGUGCUAUCCCUCAUCUUGCCUGUUUUGUCCCAGUCUUUCAUUACUAGGCCCUUUUCUUCAGUGUUAAAUUUGUGCAUAUCACCUAUUCAUAUCACUAUCAUUCAUUAAUAAUUCCUUUUAAAGAGCAAACUCUUUGUCCCCGUGCUCACAAAAAUAGAGCCAAAAGUGGGUCACUGAGAAACAACAGGAAAGUAGCAGCGUGCAUGUGGGAAUCCUGAGAUUUGCAGAAGUACAGAAAAUAUGGGAGGGGGGGCAAAAAGAGAGCAACCUGUAAACGCAAAAAAAUCCACUGAGCAUGCUUAGUGGACACAUGGAGUCACAAAAUGGUGUGUAUCUGUGAAAAGAAGAAAAACAGCCUUUAAAAAAGUACAUAAAUUAUUGAAAACUGAAAUAAAACUUUAAAGGGUCACAAAAUGAGGCAGAAACUGAGUUGCUCUCACUGAAUGUUAUAGGCAACACUUAUGUAACCACAUUCCAUGCAACUCACAAUGGCUAACUUUUUCAAGCAUCAAAAUACUGCAGUUUGAGUGCCAGGAAUGUAAUAAGUAUUUAAAUUACCUUUGGCAAGAGUAGCCACAUGGUGCCCUACAGAUGAAGUGGACUGCAGCUCUCAUCAUCCCUGAUCAUUGGCAAUGCUGGCUGAGGCUGAUGGGAGUUGUAAUAUAAAGUAUCUGGAGUAGUAAUAUGAAAUAUCAUAUUGCUUACCCUAGGUCCACCGCAGAGUAAUAAAAUUCUGCAAGGUUUUUAAUGCUUAAUUUGGCAUUCAGCACAAUUUUAAUAUAUAAUAAUAAUUACUGUUACAUUGAUAAACAUUUCCAUUUAUUCACUCAUUUAUUUAUUGAUUGUAUGACAAAAUUUAACAUUUUUCAGCUAAAGGAGGCAACAUAGCUGGAAAACAAAUUUGUUAAAAACUACGUGUCUAGUCAUUCCCCUAAAGCAAUAAAUGCAUGGUUAUACAUAUGUGUGGUUUGGGUUACUACUUGUAGAACUAUACAAAAAAAUCUGUUUAUUAUGUUCCAGCAUCUUUGCGCUCAGAACUAAACCAUCAGCAUGCUGCAGCAAUUGAUCAACUAAGACAUAAUCAUCAACAAGAACUAGCAGCUGCUAAAAUGGAACUUGAAAGAAGCAUAGAGCUUAGCAGGCACCAGGUAUAUAUCUUCCACAUAGCCAAAAGAGAGUAAAUAUCUUUUAAUUAUGGGCACAGAGCAUAUGUUCGCCGUUAAGAAAAAUUGCAACUCCUUUAGUACCUGUUUAGUAUACUGGCUCCUUUCAGUCAAUAUCAUUUCUUCUAUUCCAACUUCAUAGACUAAGUGCUGAUGCUUAUGUAGGCAAAUGGCACCAACUAUGGACAAGACAGAGGUAUCAGCUUGCCCAAGUGAACCUAGAGGUCUGCAGAAAUACAAAAAUGGGGAGAGAGAAACCAAAGGAGGUCGUUUCCCUCCAAAACAGCUAAAACAGAAUUGUGCAUGUAUGAAAAACUGAUCCAUGGCAAUUUCCAUGCAUUGCAAACAAGGUUUGAUCUAGAAAAUCCACCCCUGGUUUUCAGUUAAUAAUGCUCAAGGGAACCAGUGGGCAGAGACCACCUAAUCUUGCAGAAAAAUAGCAGGAAGGUCAGCAUGAACCUCAGUACCUCACCCAAACCCUUCCUGGGAAGAUUGCACAUGUGCACUUCACUUGUGCUGCUGGAGAGUAUUUCUGGCAGCAGAGGGUAGCAUGAAGGUGCUAGUCUUGAGCCUACAGGAAAUUUGUGUGUGUGUAGAAAAGCACAGCUCUGUCUCUAAGUCCAUAAGUACUUUUUAUAAUGAUGGUUCAGCCCUCCCUUCAGCUCUAACAUGAUCACCAUAUUUUGCAGAGGAGAGGAAAUGGGGCAAAGUAGGGGCGGGAGGUACAAAUGCCUAUCUAUAGUUCUUUAUAUGUUGCCAUUUGUAGCCUUUCUAAAUGUAAUCUGAUUCUUUACUCUUAUCUAGUAACUAGAAAUAUAAAAGUGGGAAAGUAAGUUAUGUUUAUUCAACCAGAAGCAAGUGUGUCAUACAAAGAAUAUGUUAUAUAAAGUAUUCUUAUUGAUAUUUGCUUGAUAGGAAAAAGAGUUUGUUUGCCGGAUAUCAGAUCUACAGGAUGAAUUGAGGCAUCGAGACCACCAUAUAUCUGAACUGGAUAAGGAGAUUCUUGCUCUGCAUGAGAACAUAAGUGCACUAACCAAGGAACUGGAAUUUAAAGGGAAGGAGGUUCUCAGAAUACGUAGUGAAUCCAACCAACAAAUUAGGUAUGGAUAUUUGCAAUAUCAGGUAAUAUGUUCUGAUUGAUUUGGCAACCUAAAAUUAAUGAAGGGCUGUACUUGAUUUUUUGAAACUUACCUAGAAUAUUUUAGGCAGUCAGAUUCAAAUUGCUAGACUCAUAUGCCCAUUUGAUGUCAGAUGAAGUAAUAGUGAAAUUUAAGUUUUGGACUGCCCACAAUAGUUGCAAGUUGCAGAGUUUAGAGGACAUUAGCUAUUGGUAAGGUACAAUCAUAAGCUACUAUUUAAUAUUUAUUAAAGUGCCCUUAAGUAUAUUUUUGUUUACAUUUCACCAUGCUUAUUUGCAAAGCAUUAAAGGAGAUGACUUUUUAGUGAAAUAAGCUAGACGAUUAGAGAAACAAAAAUAGCAGAAUUAGAUUUUGUAGCUCUUUUCAGUGAUGCUAUGCACAAAUCCUUUUCAAAGAUGGCAGGAAGUCAAGAUGAACAAAGCUGGUGUAAGAAUAACCUUUUUUAACAUAAAAUAAAUUAAACAGGCUGCAUGAACAAGAUUUAAACAAGAAACAUGAGAAAGAGCUGGAUGUCAUGACAGCAGACCACAUCAGAGAAAGACAAAGCAUGCUGGCAGAUUUUAAUAAGACCCAAGAGCUGCUCAAGGAAAUUAAUUCAGCUUUACAAAUUUCGUAAGUUUUAUUACAUUAAACCAUUUCGUAUGUGGGCAGAGUUUGAAUGGAAUGAUCUACAGUAUUACUCAGUAAAUUAUGAUGGACAUUGGAGAGACAUGCACAAGUGGAGGAACUUCUCAAAAAGAAGCCCAAACUUGUCUUUUUUGGGUGUACCCACUAACUUUGAUGGAAUAAUUUAGACACACCCACAGCCUUUCUGCAAAACAAGAUAAAAUAUAGCAUGUUAGAGAAUAGUGCAAUCCUAUGCAUAUCUACUUAGAAGAAAGCCUCAUUGACACUGGUGGGUCUUAGGCAAGUAUGGAUAGGACUGCAGCUCAAAAUACAUUUUAAAAGCCUGGGAGAACAAGGGUGUUGGCACCAGGCAAACUUUCCUGAGGAGGGAAUUCCACAAAUGUGUCACUUCUGAUAAGGCUCCUUUAGCCUGUCAUUAGUGAAAGAACAGUUAGGCAAAAUAUGGACAUAUAUGAUAAGCCUUGAAAAGUUUGAUUCUGAAAACUGUGUCUGAUUUAAUCUCUGUGGCUGAUUCAUCCUUGGCUGUCCUUUUUAAGUCAGUUAUUCUUGUCUCUGUCCCUGUCUCUUUAUUUUCUUUUGUCCUGCAAUAGCAGUAAAAUGUAGUAGAAGAAAAAGAAAGUUUUGGUAGUUUUGUUUCAAUUCUGCAGGAAUUUGUAGGAAGUGGAGUUCACUGUUCUUUAGUGGACUGGUUCUCUUUUUAUGAAAUUAUUAUUUUUAACAUAAAAAUACCUUCAAACUUUCAAUCCAAACUUAAUAGCAGUGUUUCAGCUUUAGGUAGAUUGCUUCAAGUGCUUGAAUAUGCCUCUAGAUUAAAAAAGAAACCUUAACUUAAAAAAUCAACAUGGCUUGAAAGCUAGGCUUACAGUCCUUUUCUCUGACAUAUUGGUUUUUCUGUGUCCAGGAGAGUAUUCAGUCACAUAAGAAGAGCCCUGCUGAAUCAGACCAAGACCCAUGUAUUCCAGCAUCCUGUUCUCAUAGGGGCCAGCCAAAUGUUUUUGGGAAGCCCACAAGCAGGACAUGAACACAACAGUACUCUCACCACUUGUAGUCCUCAUCAGCUAGCAUUCAGAAGUAUGCCACUUCCAAUAUUGGAGGGAGUUUACAGUCAUCCUGGCUAGUAACCACUGAUAGUGUUAUCCUCCAAGAAUUUUCUUCUCGCUUUUAAAGCCACCCAAGUUGGUGGUCAUCACUGCAUCUUAUGGUAGCGAAUUCCAUUGUUUAACUACAUGCUGUAUGAAGAAGUACUUCCUUGUGUCUGGCCCAAAUCAUCCAGCAUUCUGCUUCAUUGGGUGACCACGGAUUCUAGUAUUAUAUGAGAGGGCGGAAAGCUUUCUCCACACCAUGCAUAAUUGUAUACAGUUCUAUCAUGUCCGCCACUUAUUCACCUUUUUUCUAACCAAAAAAGACCUAAAUGAUGUAACCUUUUCAGAACCUUUUUCCAGCUUUACAGUACAGUCAUACCUUGGAAGUCAAACAGCUUAGUUCCCGAAUGUUUUGGCUCCCAAAUGUCGCAAACCCAGAAGUGACUGUUCCGUUUUGCGAACUAUUUUUUGAAGCCGAACGUCCAGCAGGGCUUCCAUGGCUUCCGAUUGGCUGCAGGAGCUUCCUGCAUUGCAGGGGAUUGGACUAGAUGACUCUUGGGUUCCUUCCAACUAUACGAUUCUAUGAUUCUAGGGAAUGUGGAGCAUGCAAACACAAUCUCAGUCCCUUGCUAUGCUUAAGCUCCAACCAUGCCUAAAUUUACUAUUUUAAUACACUGGCUAACAAAUGCAUUUUUAUAUCUCUUUGAAGUGAGAAUUUAAUCUUUAGGAGAAGCACCUCAUCAUAUUACUGCUACUUUGGCCUUAGUUUUGAUUUUCUUCCAUCUUCAUUCCCUCUUUAUGUGAUACUGUACCUCUUCACACACCCCAUCUCCCCUUCUACUUAAAAGUGUUUGUAAGCAUCUCUUACACUAUUUUUGUGCACAUGGUUAUGGUCAGAUUAAAAAAUAUUGUGUCCUUGAAAAAACUGCCAUAUAAGGAAAUCUGAGCUACUUGACUCUCUUAAACUUUCCACACAACCAGACUAACAGCAAUUAGCCAGGGGAUAUAAUCUUAGUGCUAGGAUAUGAGAUGGACUGAAUAAACUCUUGUUCAUCAUCUGUCAUUCAUCUGAGCCUGAAGCUUAGAUAGUAAUGUAUGAUCAAAAUCAAGUGUCUACUUCUAUAUACAUACUCCUUUGAAACUGCUGCAUCAGAUCUAGUCCAAGAGCCCUUCUGAGAGUCAAAUUUGGGUUUACUAACUGACUGAUAGAAGGUAUUUUCUAAGGUAUUUUACCUACUUGUAAUUCCAUUGCCUCUUCUGAAAGUAAUUUUAGAAAAAAGUGCUUUUUCAUGCAGACAUAAUUGAUAGAUAGCUCAGGACAGGUUCACAGCCCAAUCAUGUAAGCCCCAGUUCACACCUGUGCUCCCCACACCCCACAACAUGGCCUACCUACAAGAUAUAAUUGUGAAUUAGCCCUUUCAUUUAUUGUCAUCUGGAAAUUAAUAUUCUGAACCCAUUUGUUAGUGUUCAAGAAUAUGAAUAAUGAUUCAAUACCAAAUAGCAAUCUACAGUUGUAUUCAAAAGUUACUAACCUCUACGAAUGCUAGGCUUCGUUUUAUUAGGCUUUCCUUACAGCUUCUAUGUAAAUUGGUGUGCUUAUUUCCAUUCUCUCCUUUAAUGCUUCUUCAUUCCCUGUUUAAAGCCAUCUCACGAUUUUCUUGAUGUAAUUGCCAUUUGUCGUUUGUGGCACUUAUACUGUUCUUGCUAAAUUGUUCCUCAGCAGUUAGUCUGAUACUGUCUUACACAUUUGUGGAUUUGUUUUAGUUGUUUUAGCUUUAGUAUCUUUUGUGGGGAAGAAGUAAACAUCGGUUAUGUGGCUUCCACUCUGAUUAUGGCAGAUGGUGGCCCACAAGCUCAAAAUGCCAUUUCCUUUAUUGUAGCCAACCAUUAAAGAAAUCAGUUAGUAUGUAGAAGAUCACAUAAUAGCUCUUGUGGUUUAUUCAUUGAGUUAGUUUGAUAGCAUGAUUUUUAUGGCAUUAUAUCUGAACUUCGGACUAUUAUUAACCCAUGGGUGAUGUUUUGUCUCCUAUAAAGUUUAGAAGAAAUGGAAGAAAAAUAUCAAAACAGGGAAUCAAGACCAGAAGAUGUACAGCUUAUUGCAGAGUUGAAAGACCUGAUUGCUGAGAGGGAUCAGCUAAUAAAGAAACUGAUUGUAAGACAGUUUGGUGCUCUUUUGGUAUGAGCAUGCCAAAGGCUAAUAACUCUUGUCAAAUCUCCUGAGAAUACAGUCCUUGCAUUGGAUACCCCUUAAAUUACUUGUUUUUAUAUGGUAGAACAGUCAUAAUCCUGAAUGGAUUUAGACCUGCUCUUUUACCACUCUGUAAAGACCUAAAUUAUAAAUACAAAGUAAGUUCAAAAGCAUGCCAAAAUGAAGUAAGGAAUUACUUCCUUAAUUUUAAAGUAAUUUUAAUGUCUUCUCUCAAAAUAAUGUUUAGUUUUCCCUGUGCUGUCUUCAGGAUUUGGGGGAGCCUCCAACAGGGAACCCUAAGUGAGCUCUCAUAAACUGGAGGAGGUGGGGAGUGCAAAAUGAUAAUUCUCUUAUCUUCUGAACUUCUUGGAUGUUGUGUACAAAGUGAAAAAACAGUGUUUUUGGGUGGUGGAGUGGUGUUCUUGAGUAGCCAAUUUCUGUGAGCCACUGCAAUUUUUCCUAUUAAACUUGCAUGCUAGCACAAGGACACAUGCCCAGCAGGAACUCAGAAUUCCAUUGUUUCAUCCCAGCUAUGGUGGAUUCCACUGGUGGCUUUCCUUGCUGUGAUAUAGAAGUAACUUGCAAAUGUGGUUUGGGACAUAGAUGAAAACAGUGGCAUGAUCCCAGCAUCCAAAGAAUUUUUAGGAAGUUAUGAAUGCCAAUGCAAUUCUUUGUACAGCUGUCCAUGAAAAGAAGGAAGUAGGUAAAAAUCCCCAUGUAGAGGAUGAAGUUGGAUCACUCUGGCACACUCAUGAAUGUAAGAAUUAUGCUGAGUAUGAAAAUGACCACCUUUCAGACUUCUGGUAAUGAGUUACAGUUUUGAGUUUAAGUUCUAAACCUUCAGAUUUGAGUAAUCAAUGAGCUCUUGAGUGAGUGAAUGUCAAUCUGGCCACAGUAACUUAAUAUCCAAGAUGACUGAUACAGAAAUUUAUUUUAAUCUUUUUGUUAUUCAUUAGGAUGACAAGAAAUUCUAUCAACUGGAACUAGUCAAUAGGGAGACUAACUUCAACAAGGUGUUUAAUGCAAGUCCUAAUGUUGGUGUUAUUAACCCUCUGGUAAAGGUAUGUCAUACAUUUACAAUGUCGAAACUGGGAAAACGUGAAUUACUAAUAUUACACAAAUAAAAAGGAUCAAUAACACUGUGAAAGACACACAAAAGAAAGCCAGCUGCAUGUGGUUUUCAACAGCAUCAGUAACAGUAAGCCAUGGUCAGUAAUGAUGACUUCUCCUCAAUGAGCAGUGUGCUAGUGCAUGCUGCUGAAUUGUGCCCACUUCUGCACGCCUACGCUGUGGUUUAUUUCCCACUAAGCAAAGCACAAGCAGAAUACAAGGUUUGUUCUCCCAAGGCUUAAAGUUUGGUUCUUGGGGAGACAGAACGGGCAGAGUGGAGUGUGUAUGAUGCAGCAAUAUGCUCCUGUAUUAUGUUUUAGAGUGUGCAGUUUUGUUUUUACUGGAUUUUUUUCUCUCUUUCCACACCCACCACCGAAAGAAGGACGCCCCCAGAGAUUUCUUUCUAUCAGUGGCAAGAUGCUGGCAGCAGGGGGGCAGGGCAUGAAGGGACAAAAGUCUUUCUCCCCUUUGUGCCCCAUACAGGCUUCCUUCUCUCAGUAGUGUCCAAGAGAAGGAAGCCUGCAGGUUCAUGUCAUAUUCUGCCACUGUAGUUUCUCAACUUCUCUUCCUGGAGAGGGCAAGGAAGCAGGGCUUUCUAUGGUCACCCAUGUCUUCUAAUAAGCAGGUAGGCCAUAGCCAGCCAUACCUCCUCAUCCUCAGGCCCUGACUCCUCCUUUACAUUCCUGCUGGUCCUGACAGUGACAUGGCAUGAGAGAGAAAGGUACAGCACAUACUCGGUGACUCCUUAUAUUGCAGCCAGGCUCCACUUACUUCAGAGGUUGGUGGUAUGCCUCUCCCCUCUGACAUGCAGCAACAUCAGAGCAGGAUGCUAUUUUCCUGUCCCCCACAACCUACUGCCUGGGACGACAAACCCGAACCUUUUUAAGAAUUAUUGCAGACACAGAGGUUUCCUUUUUCCAAAUCUCCACAUUGUUAAUCCUUUCUGCGGUUUGAUCUCUUAGGCCCCUUCUAGAAGACUAUUCAAUUGUGCAGGGGAUGUGCAGUCAUUAUGAAGUUGUUUCUUGAGAUCCAAAUCCCAUGCACACUGUGGAGAAAAAGCAAGGGAAGCAGUGUUGGUCUAGAAAAAAAAAGUAAAACCCAGUUUGACAAUACCUUUUCUAUUAGGACCAACCAAAACAUCACAAAUGUUAUGGCAAAAUUGAAGUUUUGACUUGAUAAAAAAAAAGCAAAUAAUUGUUUGGUUUUUGCAAAUUGAUAAAUGGUUGAUACUAAAAUCUUAUUAGUGGCAUCACCAGUUCAUCUGUCUGUUGGAGUCUUGCAGUAAGGAUACUUCACUCUGAAGAAUAGAUCCAUGUGUGCCAUCUAGUGGAAACAGCCUGGCAUGCGGCUGGAAAAACUCACUAAGGUUUCUUUCACACUAGCCUUUUUCCUCUGGAAUUGCCAUUCUUUGUUCACCCGCAUUUUACAAAGAAUUGGGACAAUGUCAAUGUCAAAGUGUAGCUAUCAAAUGCUUUCAGUAUUAAACUCCUGUCAUACCUGAUUUGUGGCUCUCUUUUUUGCGGCAAUAAAACACAAUUGACCAGCCUGUCCAGUGUAGACAGGAAAGUACUAUUGAGGCUUCUCAGGUCUCGGAUAUGAUUAGAUAAAAGUUUCCUAUUUACAGUUCCUUCCCAUUUUAUUGCUUACUGUCGAUUUGAAACUAUGGUAGUUGUCCCAAUUUAUGUAUUUUUUCUGUUCUCACCAGGGAGGCUUCAAUGACUGGUUUCCUUUCAUUAUUUUUAUUCCUUAUAGUUUUAUUUUGACAUAAAAUAUGAAAAGAAUAAUAAACUGAAUAGAUCUGUAAUAAAUGUUGCCCCCCACCACAAUGAGAACAUAAACUGACACUAGGGCAGUUAAGAGAUUGAUUAUUCAAGGAGCAAUUAAGGAGCUAUCAAUCAGUUCUCCAGUUAGAACCAAGAGGGAAGCAGUUAAACAAGCAGACUCUGUGAACAGGAAACUUUUAAUUAAUAUUUUAAAAGACCUUUGUUAAACAAGUUUCAUUUGUGAGUAAACAUUUUAGAAAGAUCAUGGCCACAGAAAGAGUGUUGGUGGAUAAUAUAGUCCUAUACAAAGUACUGUGGAACCAGGGUGGUGCCAUGUUUGACUGGGCCCUCAGCAGCCCCCCACUUGUGGGUCCCUCAUUGUGACUAAGUCUUGAUCUAGCCCAUUAUAUACUUUCAUAGAGAGGGGUUUUUUUUCUAUCUGUCAGAUUUCCUUUAGGAGUGCAGUUUACUAGUUUUCUUUUAAGUUGCAUGGGGAUUGGGAAGAGGCUGUAAUUAGACUAGAAACUAACAGAUUCUCCCACUACAUUUCUGUAGUUGGACCAAUACCAUGUUAGUGUAAACAAGAAAGUUAACAUUGUUCUUUAAGAAGAAAAAUCUGCAUACAGCCUAAAACUGUCAAAAUUAUUUAAAGCCAAGUCAAGCUCUUCAAUAUUGCAGUAAACUGGCUGGAGCAUUUAACUUUUGUAUCCCUCUGGAGAACGCUUUAAAUGCAGCUGUACUAAAACUGUAAUAAAUAAAUAAUAUCCAAACCCUCACUUUCAGGUGAAACAAUGAAAUGAGAAUUUUAAAAGCCCAAGUAAUUUCCUUAUCUGUACAGGCCCUUCCUUACAUUUGUUAUUUUCAAUGCAGCAAAAGAAGAAGAAUGAUAAAUCAGCAAACAGGUUUGUGAGUGUCCCCAAUCUAAGUGCUCUGGAAUCUAGUGGAGUGGGCAAUGGACAUGCUAACCGCCUGGAUCCUAUUCCAAAUUCACCCAUCCAUGAUAUUGAGUUCAACAGCAGCAGACCACUUCCACAUCCUAUACCACCCAAAGAGCCCAAGACGGUUUUGAGGUGAGCACUGCCUCACCAGUUUUUGUUUUUCCUAACUUGGAGAAAUUUUUUAUUUCUUUUUAGCUGAACCCACAUGUCUUUAAGAACAACACAGGAGUACAAAUCUUACUUUGGAAUCUUAAUUUUCACACUAUAUUUUAAGCCUCUUUACAGUAUUCCUUUUUUAUUGUAAAACUUGUUGAAAUGUAAUUCCUCUCCCCUUUCUAAUAAGUCUGGAACCCUUCUUUCAUUUUUCUAAUGAACUACACAGUCAGUAUGGUUCAUGUGCUUUCAAUUGUUUACAUUUAUGAACAAUUGUGUUAAAUGUUUGUGUUAUUACUAGCUGUCCUUUCAGAAUGUUACAAUCCCCAUAUUAAAGGUCUUUAUUGUGUAACAGUGGAUCUUACCUGACAAAACUGUUUUCUGUGUUAGAUGAGUGUGUGCUGAUUUAUUCCCUUUCCUUACCUCAGAUAAAAUCUUUAUUGGAAGCAAGCUUAGAAUAUGUGUAAAUAUUUGCAUGUAUUUAAUGCUGGGUUUCAGCAUUAAAAUACCCAAGUUUAGCUUUGCUUUAGGAAGUGAUGGAAUGAGUUUUACUAUCAGAUUAAGUCAAAUAUAUAGUGCUUGAUAGUCUGGUGAGUAAAAGCCCUUUCCAUACUGCUUCUUAAUUCCACUUCAGUGUUACCUGCAAAAUAUAGUCUGGGGGCAGAAGAGAGAAUGAUAAAAUUUUAUAGUAUUUUUUUUUAAAGGCAAAGUAGAGUUCCUGUAAUAUUAAAUGUUCCUUAUUUUUCCCUGUGCAUGUGGUAUGCAUGUUUGCUCAGGCGCCACUAACAUGCAUGUGCAUGAAUUCAUGGAUUGCGAUGCUGGAGUUUCCAUUGCAAAUUAUUUCGUGCCUUGUAUUACCCCCCAAAAACGGUAGGGAUUAUUUUAUUAAUUUUUCUAACAUUUACAUUUUACUAGCACGUUAAAGUAAUAUAAAGAUUACAUCAUGCAGGUAUAUUUGGGAAUUAUAUUUGUGGGUGGCAAGUGUGUUUGCUUUGCACUGAAUUCCUUGUUAAAACAUAUCUAACCCCAUGUGCAUGAACCUACAAUAAUUUAGUUGGGCUAUGAAACAGUUAAAAUACAUAGUUUAGUUUUCAUUCGGCACGUAUUUAAGAAUAUGAUGCUUGCAUCAUACUUCUGACAACUAAUUUGACCAGAAGAAAAGGAUGCUAAAAGAGGAUCUUCCAAAAAUCGCUUUUCCCCACAGUACAUUUUUUUUAAAAGGCAGCCAUCCCAUUCAUUCCCCCGCCUCCCCAAAAAUACUAUUUUCCCCCACCCUCUUAUGUGGCUUAGUGACCAUGUGCUGCUGAUGCUCUCCAAUGGAGUGGAUGAUCGGAAAUAGUAGAAAUGGGCAUUAAACUAAAUCAGGUUAUCCUAUGACAUGAUACUUGAUUUGCAAACAUCGUGUGCUAUGUAUUGGCUUCUUUGUGCUUUUUCCAGGCCUUCUGCAUUUUCACUGUUGGUUGUAGGUUAAAUCUGUCUUUUCUUUUUAUGAAUUUAGCCCUCCUCAGACUGAAGCUUCUCCAAUGGCUUCACCCGAUCCACAACGUCAGGAAUGGUUUGCCCGUUACUUCACAUUCUGA
Molecule: messenger RNA, 67358 nt
Organism: Podarcis lilfordi (Lilford's wall lizard)
Lineage: Eukaryota; Metazoa; Chordata; Lepidosauria; Squamata; Lacertidae
Source: the annotation of a GenBank genome assembly